This is a messenger RNA of Xyrichtys novacula (pearly razorfish), 68100 nucleotides long. Lineage: Eukaryota; Metazoa; Chordata; Actinopteri; Labriformes; Labridae. The record is from the annotation of a GenBank genome assembly.
CUCACUUGUCUUAAAUGAUUUAAACCAUGUACUGUUGUACAAAUCACAUAUUUUUAAAAAAUGUCAGUUUUUAAAUUUGACUCUUAAAAGUUAAUAAACAGAAAAGUGUAUGACGGACGGGAUAGUCCAUAGGAAGUGAGAGCUUAGAGGAGGGGGACUCUUUGAGGCAGCAAGUCACCGAGGGGAGGGCAACAGGAUACAACAUGUGGGUGGACCUCUGUGAUUGUUUCACUCUCUCACUUUCACACUCACUUUCCUUCCAAACAGGAGAACUUUCCAUGUUUUGGAGUCAAACUGUUGCAGCGUCGAGUUCCUCGAGUCUCCUCCACCUGAAUUUCUUCAACGUUUGACCAACUUCUCCAAGAAGUUGAACAAGUUCCAGGAUUUCAUUCUUGACUGACGAGAAAAUCUGAUUAUUUGUUGGAGACUGAGCUGCUCUUGUCAGAUCUACGACAAUGGCAGAGAGCACGUCGCCGGACGCCAAGGUGAUCCUGGAUCCGGAGAAGACUGACAGCAAGGACAAAAGUGAAGUUUCAGCUGACUCUGCAGCAGCUGUGGCAGCGGCUAAAGUCAGACCUUCAGACCUGGGGCUGAUUCGAAGCUUGUCCAAGUCGGACUCUGACUUGUUGGCAUCUCCACCCGGGGAGGAGGAUGGAGGAGGUCUGGCCGGCCGCAGUGGGUCUGUGUCUAACUGCAGCUCCGGGCAGCCGUCCAUGGAGCGCAUGCCUUCCUUUGCCUCGGAGUGGGAUGAGGUAAUACUCGAGCUCUCUGGGGAUGAGAAACAAGUGGGAGGGUGUCGGGGAGGGAGGGAGUGGCAGUGUCGGGGUUAAGGAGUGGGCACACUUUCAAGUAGAGUUAAUAUAUUUAAGAGGGAGUGUGUUAGCGAGUGUGAGAGUGUUAAAAAAAAAAAAAACAAGAUGCAGCUAAAAAGAGGAGAAAAAUGAAGCAGCACAUUUCAGGGAAGAGAAAGGGAGGAAGGAAGGAAGGAAGAAAGGGAGGAAGGAAGGGAGGAGGAGAAGGAGGAGGAGGGAGCAGAGGCAGCAGUUGGAGAGCGAUCAGGAGUCCAGCAGCAGCAGUGAUAGACUGUAGUAACUUUACCCCGGCUGUUGGCGUAGAGCGCCUGCGGCUCAGUGCUUGAAUGCAUGAAUGGCUUGAUCACUUGCACCGACCUCCCUGUAGCGGCCCUGGCAUCCAAGACUAAUUGGGCUUGUGCUGUCAUCCCACAUCCACUCAGUACAUGUCUCAGGGGCCGGCCCACGCUUCCUCUGUCUCCUCCUGCACUCCUCUGGAUCCUUUGCUACGUCUUGCGCCAUCUACUUUCAGCUCACUGUGAGCGCUCCCCCCCCGCCCCUCUCUUAAAGUCUGUACUUGUGAUUUUUCAGCAGUCAGGAGCAUCAAAGCAGCAGAGCCUACAGCCAUGCAAAUGUAUUAAUAAUUAUGUUUUAUUAAAACUUCUGAACACAAAUAAAUAGUCGAAACCUGCAGGGACGGCGGUUCAUGCUAUUAAUAUCACUCUGCGCAGCUCGCGGGGAAAAUUAUGCAAUUUUUCAAAUAAUGUCUGCGGCAGGCGGGAACACUCCUCACACUUUUUACUGAGCGCACGACACCUUCAACACACAAAUAAACCAACACGUGUCUGCAGCUGAGUGCAACCUUUUCUUUUAGGGGUUAACAGCUGAUCGAAGUUUUAGUCUCAGUUUUACGAUUCAUCAUUACAAACAUUAGUCAGAGCAAUUACAGAUAAAAGUGAAAUUAAAGGUGUUGUAGGCAGGAAUCUGUAAAAGAAGCAUUUUUUUAUUUUGUGGUGUAUUUACAAAAACUCUUCUAAUAUCAGUCAAUAGUUAUAUGUUGUUGAUGACAUUUGGUAAUAUAUGGAUAUCUCUGUGUUCUCUUAUGUCUGUGUCGUCAACAUUUGAACAUUUUUGAGCGGUCCGCUCUUUCUGACUGUAAACAAAGCCGUUCUCCACCUCCUCUAACCUGAUUGGUUGUGAGGCAGACGCUGCUCCCCCGUGUCGUUCAGGAGCCCAAACAAAGUUAGCGUGCUACAAUAUCGGACAGUAGAAACCAACCAGAAAGUUCGGAAAAUUGUCUGAAUCCUCCUUUGGCCACGACUGCCGACACAAGCAAGAAAACAAAGUAAAUACCGGAGACUCUGGAGGAAUAACGGGCGCUUAAAACGGAGGUAGACCGGACAAGAGCUAAAAAGCCGGGUCAACAUAAACCAUGGGGGACGCUUGGGGAUCUUGGUGACCCUGUAACCUUUCUGCUGGACAGGUAAACCGCUUUAACAAAGUAAGACAAGUGUCUGUAACAGAAGUGUUUCCUGUCAAACGGACCUGCUGUAGCGUGUUGUAGCGCCAUCGCUAAACUGUCCUCCCUCGGGUCCUGGACUAUGUCACUUUAUCCUCGUUGUAGAAGUCCUGCAAACAUUGUGUUUGCUGGUAGUCUGUUGUCAUCUACAGUAGCACCAAUGCUUUUGACUUUCACCUUGACUGGGCCCCAUUUGUAAUGAUCUGAAGGAUUUAUCUGCAUUAUAUCUGAAUUUAAUUGAACGAUACGCUACUCCUCUCCUCUGGUGUUUUUGUUCCGGGGUUACGGGGACGUGUUGCACGUGCACAUGCAUUGUCCGAUCAUACUCUGGCUACACUGGUUACAUGGGAGAGAAAAUCGAAUUCCAAUCGCAUUAUCUGGGUCUCUUAAUCGGAGUUCUAUAGUUGGACUAAGGUGUUUUCAUGACCUUCAGUUAUCUGGUCUUUAUCGGAGUAAGGCGAUAAUUCGGUUUUCUCGGGUGUCAUGGAAACAGACUGAGUGUGUCUCUAGAAACCAAUGGCUGACAUGAUCAGCUCUGUCCAUAUUUAACACAGUCUGUGACCUCGAUGUCUCUUGGACUCCUGAAAGACGAGCCCGUCUCAAAGGUUAUCAAGGUCACACCGACAGGGUCGGUCUUCUGCUGCAUGUUAGUGUUGGUCGAUACAACAAGAGCUGCUGGGAGUUACUUCGGACAUGUUGAACUUUAACUUGGCUCUGUAUACCCUUCUGUUUGUCACCUCUGCACGUCCACUGCCGGCUCUCUGCUCCACCCCUCUGCCCUCUGACAGACAUGUUUAUUCAGGCCAUGUUGGGUGGGGUGUCCUGUUCUCAAGGGCAUCCUGUUUUGCAGCUGCUACCGAGUGUCUGUUUCUCUUCCAGAUUUCAAGGGAUUUGUUUGGGUUGGAGAUGUGUGUGCGUGCGUGUGAGCGUGAGUAGCAAGGGGCAAAAUAUGACUCUGCCUGGUGAGUUUAUCUCAUGAAGGGAUCAACCACCACCAAACAUUAAAAGUGACACGAGGCUCAGAGGGAGGCAGAGCUCAUGGUCAGAGAUGUAAACACACACGCACUCGUGUCGGUGCAUGCUCUCUCAGAAAUCAACACCGCUGCAUACAAAUGUUGGCAUUUUGAUGUUAUUAGAAAAAAAGACAUUUUCAGGAUGAAGAGUAACCUUUAAGCCUCGCUGACAUUUUAACUGUAAAUUUUGUUUUUGCUUCCAAGCUCGUGUCACAUUUUGGCCUUUUUUUGUGCUGGAUAUUGUCGUCGCCGUCAUUGAACGAUAGCUCUAUGCAGGAACUGCCGGAUGGGCUGUAUGUACAUGAAUUUAGAUUUGAAGGAGAAUAAAUUAGAUCCUCCAAACUUGUACAACCUAAAUGCAUGAAAACACUUAUUCCCAGCUAUAUAUCUUUGAGUGAGAUCCACUCCAGUCCCUUUCGUCCCUGAUGUCGGUGGCUGCAGCUGCAUGCUGAAUGUUAAUGCCUGAGUGAUUAAUGGUGAUGUCCUCUUUGCUGUCUCAAAGUUUUUGUUGGAUAAGUAAAUCAUUUUGCAACUUGAGCAACUGUCCCCGCUGAAUCUGUGGGCCUUCUCUAGUUUAUCACAAUCAAUUUUUUUUUUUUUUAUACAUUUCGAGGACGUCAUCUUUGAAAGAUCUGUACACAGAUAGAUUAGGACAAGAGAGUUUAACUAACGACUCUGUUCCUUUUAGAAAAGACGAAUGAAACAUACAAAGUGAUUUUGUUCCAUGACAAAAGAUUUCUUGAUUUUUUUGGACAUUUAAAAACAAGCUGUUGGUUAUGAUCAGAGACUGUCUCUAGAACGGACGCCGUCCGCCGUCCGCCACUCUGAGAACAGCGCCCUCUGGUGACGGGCUGCAGUAUAGGUCAUAAACCCCGCCUCCUUAUGGAGCUGUGGACAAACUUUAUAAAUUAAUGACACAGAAUAUAAAUGUUUCUCCCCCUACGAUCCCGUAGGCAAGAUUUUUUCCCUAGGAUGAAAAAGGAAAAUCCACGCCCCCAACCCAGUUGAUCGGUUUCUACACAGUCUCUCACUUCUACCUCGAAUGUCUGUGUUUUUCUUUGGUGUUUUUGGAAAUAAAAAUCAUUUCAUUAUGGACGAAAUUGACAAAGUUAUGUCUUCUCUAAAUCAGCACAAUAAUUGAGUGUAACUUACAUUAGCUUAAAAUCCGUCAUGAAAAUGUUAUGAGUAAAUGUCUCUUUAAAUAAAGUUUUAGUGAAAUAAUAGGAAGGUCGCCACAGAGCAGAGUUAGUCUGAAUUAACGAGAUCUUGGUUCUACGAAAAGUUCAUAAAAAAUAUUAUUACUGUCUGACAUUUGACCAAAGAAAUAGAUCGUUGCAUCAGUUUGAAGAGUUUUUUUAAUUUUAGCAAGAAAAUGAAUUUUUUUAAUGAGCAGUCUAAGAAAUUAGGGCUGGGACGAUAUGCUUUUCUCCCGAAUCGAAUCUUCUACGAUUUUUUGGAUGCCGAUUCGAUAGAAAUUGUGAUUCUAAGAUUAUUGAUUUUUUUCGAUUUUUCGUCUGCAUUUUUAACUUCAGUGAAACAGUUGAAUGAUUAUGAUUGUCUACUGACUAUUCCAGGAACCAUAUUCCCCCCAAAACUACAUAUCACAUUAAAAAAAUCACUUUACAAUUGUAAAACAAAAAAUCGCAAUACACACGUGAAUUAAUUUUUUCUCCCAUCCCUAUAAGAUAUAUAUAUAUGUAUAUAUGUAUAUAUGUAUAUGUGUGUGUGUAUGUGUGUGUGUGUGUGUGUGUGUGUGUGUGUGUGUAUAUGUUUAUAUGUAUAUAUGUAAAUAUAUGAGCCACAGAGCACAAUGACAUGCUGAAAACAAACAAAAAUAAAGUAGCUGUAUUGAAAGAUGUGUUGUUGAGGCCGGUGUAAAAGCAAAUUAGACUUUUCAUGUUAAUUGUCGGUCCACUGCUUCCUCUUCGCCAACUGAUCAGAUCCUGUGUUUCUCAUGUGGUUGGUCGACUGUUUCUCCCUUUAAAAAGGCCUCCACACUGCCAACAUCGGAGCCACAGGGUUGAUUAUCGUAGAUUCAUGAUGAGUUUGUGUGUUUUUUGGCUCAGAUUGUGCUCAGUUUGUGAAAGCAGAUGUAAAUGAUUUGCUCGAAUUGCUGAUCCCCCAUCAGUUAAAAAUGCCCGGAUUGACCUCAGUGUAAAAGUUGAGAUCGGGAUCAAGACAGCCCUAUAUCUUUUACUGUACCUUUAGAUGUAAAAAUAUACAUAUUUUAAUAUAGUUUGAAGGGAUUCAUGGGUAAAUUGAGGUUAUUAAUGCAACAAGAUGCAGGAGCUAAAGCAAGGAUUAACAUCUCUGAAAUACUUCAUGAGCGAACAUAACGUACAUUACCUUAAACUUCUGUUUUCAGUCCUAAUGAAGCUGUCUCUAACUUAAAAAAAGCUGAUUGGGAUGAAAGUUUUAAAGCACAUGCCCCUUUUUUCCACCUGUUCACUCUCACUUUAGCUGCUGUGGAACAACUCAGCAUGCUCUUGUCUGUGUUUUGUCGGGCAUCUCCUAAAAAAAAAGGAACAUAACCACUAAACCUCAAAAAGGAUCCAUGAGCAAGGUACAUCCACACUCCUUUUUGUGUGUUUAUGCAUUUUUUAUAUUCCCCCAAGGUUGAUACCAAAAAUAACCCUAUUAUGUAAGAAUCUUGCAUCUCACUGACCACCACAUGCUUUUCUUAUUAUAGAGAUGGAGGCAUAUAUGAUGAAGGUGAUUGACAUCUUCACCACAUCUGUUCGAUACUCAGAAGGCAAAGGUUAACACAACCACAUGUUACAAAUGCUUGAGUGGCUUCAUUCGUGUGCAUACUCUCUUUCCCAGAGGUAUUCUACAGUUCAUUACACAUGCAAGCUUUUAAUGCAUACUCUGUUUGUGUGUGUGUGUGUGUGUGUGUGUGUGUGUUUUAUGUAACACAUAUAUGCAGAUUGAGAUCUUUAAUCAAAAUGCAUAAACAGUAUUUCAUGAUGUUCACUUUGUUUCAGUCUCAUCCUCAGACUGUAUAUGAGUGAUUCACUGGUUAUACGACAUUAUUUCUUAAUUCUGGAGUGUGUUUCACAAACAUCACUCUAGGUUUUGUUUUUGUGGUCUGUAAUCUCCCAAUUAUCUGAAACUGAAAUGACCGCAGUGACGAUUAUAGAAGGAGUGUUUUUUUAACUGAGGUAGAUUUAGACCAUAAAGCAGGAGGAUUUUGUGUGAUGUGUAUAAGGUGGUUUAUAAUUCAUAUAGAGAGCUACAGCAGAGUGAACACGUCCCAGGAUCUGGGUAGACAGAUGUGGUCCAUGAAUAUGAGAGUAGUGGUGAUGGUGUUUGUUGGGGGGCUGAGCGUGGGGGAGGUACGUCCCUCUUUCACCGCCAUAUUGCCCGUAAAAUUUCCCAUCAGGUGUAACAUGAGACAUCUCAUUUAGGGCUGCAGCUAAUGACUGUUUGAGAGCUGACGAGUCAUUGAUUAGUGAGAUGAUUGAUUUACCAAUCAGAUUAUAAAUGGCUCAAGUAAAAACAAUAAAGUGGUUCUUAUUUAUCCAUCAGCUUUUAAAUUUGACACGUAUUCACAUAAGAUGAAUAAUUUAGUAAUAAUUUAAUAUGUGGUUGCUAUAGUAACGUUAGAGUUUACCCUGUAAAUUUGUUGUUGUUGUAAAAGAGGAAAUAUUACUGUUUCCACACAUCAAGCGCGAGUAAAAUCAUUCGCGCGAAUGAAUUACAUGUUAAGUCAAUGCAAAGACGCGAAUGAUGUGAAUUGGCGUGAGCUGAAUAUGUCUUAGCUUGCGCAGAUAUUCGCUGAUAACCAAUCAGUGCGAAGGUUGCCGGGUGGCGUAUGGAAACGGACGGUUGUUCACUGGUAUCUAAAGUGGAGGACAAUCUGAUCGCGCCGGUUUGUGGGUGCCCUGAAUUAUAUGAUACUUUUUAAAAAGGAAAUCUCCUGGAGGAAAGUGAGUGAGGAGGUCGUAUUAUCUGGUAAAUGUUAAAAACGUUUUUGUAUCACUUGAUCUGCUGGUUAAAUUGGCAGGGAUUACCGUUGAAAUUACGGUUGACGUGCGAAUGAAGCGAGUAAACACGAUUCAUUUACAUGUCUAGAUUUCCACUCUCAGUGUGAGCGCCCCAGAAGAGUUCAGUGGGAGAGGAAAGAUGGAGCUUUAAGGGGAAAGAUUUUAAAGUGAGAGAGUGUAAAUGUAAAAUUAAUUGGUUGAUAUUUAAGUAAGACAGUAUUUGACUUUAAAGUUCCCGUUUCAGAUGAGCUCCCACCAUCAGCACAUUUAGAAAUCUCCUUUUUCAGUCUGAAGGGUCAAAAGUUCCCGGGCUUGUUUGGGAAUAUUGUGAAGAAAUGGCGUUGCAUUGUCUCCAGUUUUGUUGCUCCGCUUUGUUCACUUGUUGCUUCCUGUUCACUUUUGCACAGAGAAGAUGAUGAGGAUUUAUCAGACAGUUUAAAAUCCUGCACAGUGAAAUCACUGAUCAACUAAUGACCUUUAAAUUCAUCAGAAACUUAUUUUGACACUGAGUUUUGUUUAUGCUGAUGAAUUGUUUCACCCUCAAUCACAUAGUAUCAGGCCAGAGUCGUGGGCAGAUGAAAAAACACCAGAGUCAUGUCUCUACUCACCAAAAUGAGGAGGGUUAAAUAUUCUGAUUCUGUAGCAAAAUGACUCAACAUCAAGUUUUUUUUCCUCAGAGAAGUUUUACUCUGUUUAUUUGUCCCUCAGAGACACACAGACAUCAGGCCUCUUGUGAUAAUAGAAAUGACUAUAUCACGCCUACAGGCUUCAGCUUGAACAGCCAUGUUUGAGCCUUAAUCUGGUCAAAUAUUUAGCAGCAGGUGUCUCUUAAGGAAAAAAGUCGAUGUGCUGCAGAAUUGACAUGAUGUUUGUAUGUGUCAGCGGGACCCUGCAAAGUUCUGACAUGCAGACAGCAGCGGGUGAUAAGAAGUUAUUGUCAGACCUACUAUUUGAAACUAUCGACUGCUAAUAAAUCAGAAAAGUUUCUCAGAGCGUGUUGGAAAAACUAGAUAUUGCUAAAUAUAAACCAGAAACAGACAAAGUGAGAGGAGAGGCAGUUCGUGUUGAGCUGAUAAUCUGAUUUCAUACAGGUAGAGACAGAAACACUGCAGAUUUAGAUUUAUGAUAAACUGACAUUACUCUGAGUUAAACCCAAUUUCAAGCUCAGGCUGAGAGCUGGAAACAGUUUCAUGGUUAAAUCUACACAAACCAACGCUGCGUUCGCGGAGCUGUCGCUGCCAGAAUCUGGAAAUUAAUGUGAUUUUUUAGAAAGCAGUUGAAGACUGAGAGAAAAAUCAGUAAGACCUUAUAGAAAGCUUUAGAUAAAGGUUUGUUUCCUUUGACUGUAAGAGCCGAACAAAUCCAAUCUGUUUGACACUUCUUUAUGUUACAGUUGUAACUAUAAAAAAAUCAUCAAGCUUUUAAAAACGCCAAACAAAUUCAGUCUUCAUACUCGAGUACACAACCGAGGCUGUCAUGGCUUUACUGUUAUUAUUAUUCUCAGUGGCUGCUUGCUUUAUUUAUGUUGUGUGGUUUCAGAGCUGUCAAAAAAAUAAAAAUCAAUCCAGAUCAUGAGCGCUGCCGGAUGGAAUUAUGGGAUCUGGGUCUUGUAUCGUGUGGAGCGACCAGCCCAUCUGUCUUUAUUGACAGUGAUACUGAGACGGUAAUCCUGUUUCUAGAGCAAAGCCAGUGAAGCAGGAAGCUUUUUAACUUAGUUUAUUUUAUCCAGCCAUCAUUUCCAUUUUGUUCAGUAAAGCUGAACUGCUAUGAUUUAUGUGUAAACACUGGCUCACAGGACAAUAUUGCACUCUCCAUUUUUACAGCACAUUAUUGAGGAGGAUUUUAAUGGCGUUGACUUGACAAGAAAGAGAGCGGAAAGAAACCCAAUUUUCACGCUCAGACCUUGAACAGCAAGCCGAGAGAGCGGAGCCGUGCUUUUACCAGAAGUUGAUUUCCACCGUUUUUCUGGUCCUUGUCGUAGACAUUUUGAUGAUGACCAAUUUACUUUUCAAAGAAAGGAAAACACUCAGAAAAGUGUCCAAAUUGAGCACAGUUUAUUGGAGGGAUCUCUUGAAUUAUUCAAGGAAUCACAGUGUUAGUGGGUAAACAGCGCCACAUUUGUUUAUUGACGGAGAUUAAUUUAAGCAGCGCCGGCAUCAUGAGUCUUUGGUUCUGUUUGCAGUGGACUGGGGUUCGAAACUGGAUUCAACAUCGGACCUGGUUAUUAUGAGGGGGGGACAACCUCCACAGUAGGGGUGGGAAUCACCAGUGACUCCACGAUAUGAUAUUAUCAAGGUAUGAUUUUAUCACGAUACGAUAUUAUCAUGACACGUGGGCCAUGAUACAAUAUUAUUGCGAUAUAAUAUCAUCACAAUACUCCCACCAUGAUAUGAUAUUAUCACGAUAGUUGGUCAAAGAUACGAUAUUAUUGUGAUACUUGGGCCACGAUACGAUAUUAUCAAGACAGUUCGGCCACAAUACGACAUUACUGCUAUUUUUAACAUUUUCAAUACAGUGAGUAUUGCGAUACUAUACAUAUAUCACGAUCUAUACAGUUUUUUCAAAUGUUUAGCGAAUUUGGCAUUUGUCUGUCCUUUAUGUUUGUCUUAUUUACGCAGUAUUUUAUUUUCAUGUAGCACUUCUUGCUAACCUUAAAUAUGUUAGCAACCUUAAUUUGUUGUCCUAACUUUCUCCUGCUCUAUGAUUUCACCUCUGCUAACCUCACUGGACAAACAAUUGAUUUUAUUUUUCCAUUAUUAUAGAUUUGACUUCAUAUUAGCAGUAAUUAAAAAAAAAAAAAACGUGGUAAAUGAGACGAUACAUUAUAUCACCAGACAAAAUAUCAUGACUCUAUGCUGUUUCUUUUUUUUCUUCUCACCCCUACUGCGUAGCCAAGUACAUGAAGAUUGUGCAUCAACUUAAAGCUCCUGUGAUACGUUUAUUUUUUUCAUGUUUAUAAAAUAGAUCAAAAUUUAAUCUGAUACCUCUUUAUCCAAAAGUAAACAAAACCAUCAGGGACAAGAUUGACUAUUUUUUAAUUCAUUUAUUUUUUAUUUUAGUUUAGUUGUUUUCUAAUGUCUGAGCAGCUGAAGAAACUGUCAAUAGCAUCUUAAAAUAAAAUAUUUAAUUUAUAAAAAAAUUUAGUACAAACUCACGACUUAAUCAUGCAGAGGACAAGGUACGUAAUGACCACUUUGUCCACAUGGGGCGCCAAAGUUGAUACAAAUGGAAGUUCCUAUAAGGACCUUUAAACAAAAAUAGACUCCUGGAUGUUUUGAGAUUACAAACCGAUGUAAACCGUAGAAGCUGCUGCAGAACAACCUCCAUCUCUACUGAAAACACCCAAACUUUGAAGAAAUCCUCAUCAAUCAAAAUGGUAAUCUAAUUAUUAUUACCAGACGAAUGGAGCAGAAUCAAAGUUCAUCAUUCAAACACGGUGACAUCAAUAAGGUGCUAACCAGAGCGAUUUACCUGAGCUGCUUCCCGACCAACGGUGGGUGGAUCAGACACAGCUCAUUAGUGGGACUUUUGGCCUGCAGUAAUGAAAGAAAAUCAAUUAGCGUAAUCAACUGGCAAUUGUGCCGGGUGUUGAGGCUGACAUCUUGAUUAGUGGACUUAUUCUGCAUAUUCUCAGUCUGAAACUGAGCCAAACCAUGAAAUUACGUCUAGUAGUUUAAUUCAUUUCUUUAACUAAUAUGAUACUCUUUGUUUCAGGGCCGUCACUCCAGCUGUAAAAACAUCCGAUAAAUUCACGUCACAUGAAACACUAAUCCAGUUUAAGUGUCAGGAUCCAGACUUCUGUCCUGAGUUUGCUCACACUGUAAACUCAGGAGUUAUUUUUAGGGUGUAUUAUAUAAUGAGCGGAGGUACAUUAAGGCCUGUGGAGAGGCUGACUGACUUCUUGCCAAUAUGGAGAUUGCUAUACACUAACAAGCACAGACUGUGUCAUGUUGGAGCCACAUUGAUUCACGUCAGCAUCUGUUGUACUUGGAUUGCAGAGACAAAAAAGAAGCAGCAUAUGUUGGUCUUUUAAUCUUUCUCCCUUUUUCUGGGUCCAUCAAAACCCAAAAUCCAGCAUCAGCAGAAACUGAAGUUGGGACGGACUUUAAAGGUUUUUUUUUAAGCUCAAAUCUGUUUCCAAACUUUGAAAUAAGUAUCUUUAAGACUAUGCUACCACUUUCUCAACAUCAUGUAAAGGGUGAGUGCCAAUUUAUAUGACCACAUCUUCUGUACAUCAAAUUUAAUCAAGAUCAGAGUUCACACCAAGAAAUCUCCCUUCAGAUAUCUAGACUUGGGAUCUUGUAAUUCUUCAAACUGAGCGAGUACUUACCCUCGAUAUAUCCACCUGUUUCAGGUUUGAAGAGAAUGAGUCAUUAAUCUUGGAGGAGUGUGGCCAAGGACGAGAAAUAAUCCCCCAAAUUCCAUCAGUCACUCGACUGUUCACACCAAAACGUGGGUAAGAGAGGGUGACACGGAAUGGGGAAUCUUUGCAGCGUGUGCAGGAUUUGAAGAGCAGAUCAACCUGUAUUAAUAUGUAAAUCACUCCAGGAUGCAGCGCUAUCACUCAGGGUUGAGCACCGCUGCUUUAAUGACAGUCCACUCAGAGCCCCAUUUGAUUCAUAACUGCUCCGUCAGUUACAUUUCUGUGUGAAUAGAUCCUCUGAUUAUUUCCUUCCUGCUCCGACACGUUCACCGGAGAGCAGCUUUUGGUGUCAGAUUAAAUUUUCAAUGGAGAGUUGACUCACAGGUCAGUGUCAGUGAAACAAAUCCAGUACGGAUCUCUCAAAACUCUAAACCUCAUUCCUGGAAUAUUUACUCAUGACUGUGGAUGUCAUUAUUUCUGCUGCUGUUGAAUUGUAGUGAGGAGUAUGAGAAAGUGUUUCUGUAGUUAAGUCAUCCAUCAUAAGUACAAAAUCAGGAGUUUAAGAUUCAUUUUCCAGUUGCUAAAUAUUAGGGGUGGGAGAAAAAAACAAUACAGCAUAGAAUCGCAAUAUUUUGUCUGGUGAUAUAUCGUAUCGUCUCGUUUACCAAGUUUUGACUUUUUUUUAAAUUUAUUGUUUAUAUGAAGUCGAAUCUAUGAUGAUGAUGGAAAAAUAAAAUCAACUGUUUGUCCAGUGAGGUCGGCAGAGGGGACAUCAAGGUUUGUAUACGAGAUGUGCUACAUGAAAAUAAAAUACUUCGUAAAUAAGACAAACAUAAACGAAAGAAAAAUGCUAAAAUAGCUAAACAGUUGAAAAAACUAUAUAGAACACAAUAUAUGGUAUUGCCAUACUCACUGUAUAGCAAAAUGUUAAAAAUUGCAAUAAUAUUGUAUCGUGGCCCAGGUAUCGUGAUAAUAUGGUAUCGUGAUAAUAUCAUACUGCCCCAAAGUAUCGUGACAAUAUCGUAUCGCGAUAAUAUUGUAUCGUGGCCCAAGUAUCGUGAUAAUAAUUAUAGUAUAGUGGGACCACUGGUGAUUCCCAGCCCUGCUAAAUACCUUGUAAUCACUUUUAUUCCUGGCGUUGUCGUUAUCUCACUCUCUUAUCAUUAUUUCCUCAUCAAUCUAAGGGACUCUUCAGCCUCUUGAAAGAUUUAACAGUUUUUCACCCUGGGAGCUCUCUUACAGGCUAAAAUGACUUCUGAAUAACUUUUAUCUUUUAAAGUCCUCGUCUGAACUUUCAGGGAAAAUUCUUAGAAAACAUCCUGAUCUGACGGAUUUUUACAGAAUUUCAGAGUAACUCAUCAUCAGACUUCUGAGUGAAUACAGGAGAGACUCUAUGGACUCUCAUGUUAAACUGUCUCUACACACAUACGGUCCAUACAGCUCUGUUCCAGGGACAUGACUGGAGACGAUAUGUUCAUGUUAUACAGUCUGUGGUUCAGGAAUGAGGAAACAACAUUUAAAGUCCCACUCUGAUCAUUUUUUUUACCACUUAAAGUCCUCUCAGUGGUCUUUAAAUUGUGAUUUUAAAGUUUUUAACCAAAAUCACGUUACCUGUGUCAUUUUAUAGGUUUUUUCUUCUGCAGAGCUCCAGUAGCUCAUUAGCAAUUCGCAGGAGUCAGCGCUUCUCUGCACACUCCUCCUCACGCUAGCUUGCAGACUAACUUUGCCGGUAUAGCAGUAGAAGAAGCAGGUAACAAAGGAGCUAUUCUGCUCUCUGACACUGAUGUCUUUAAUAACAUGAUGAAAGUUAAUAUCAUGAUUAGCUUUCUUACGAGCACUGCAGUCUGCAGUCUGCUCGUCCACUCUAUUUCUCAGAGACUGGCCUGCACAGUGGGGCUCCAGGGGCGGAGCUUAGAUUUGUGAUGUAGGAAAUCUCUCUCUGUCUGAACCUGCUGUUUGGGUCUGCCAGAGAUUCACAGAGAUUUUUGAAAUGAAGAAAUAUUCAGAAAUACAAUUUCACUUAUUUUUCUCAUGAUGUGUCGUGUAGCAUCAAAGAAAUGAACAUAUGAACAUGUAAACGACAAGAAAAACAGGAUUUCCAUCAGAGUGGGUCCUUAACACCUUGAUUUAAGUGUUAACUGAACAACUAUAAGUGCUGAUUAUUGAGGUUUGAAGAUGGUGGUAAUUUUAUAUCUAAAUGGUUUUUACCUCCAAAAAGCCAAACAAGCUGUUUGAUGAUUUGCCUGUUGAUCGAUCGACUGUAUGGGACAAAUCUACGAAUGAAUAAAAACAAACUGACUGCUGUUCCAAAAAGAAGGAGAAUCAAUGCUGUGAUUUUUCUCAUUUUAACCCCCCCACAGUCUAAAACAUGAACCUGCUGUGUUUUAGGGGUUAGUAGUCACUGCUUCAGUUAGUAUUUCCUCCAGGUGGUCCGGUUCAGCCCCUCAGGGUUCGGUCCCACAGGGUUAAGUUAAUGAGCGACUCUUAAUUGCCGUCAGGUUUGAACUUGAGCUUCAAGGACAUCAUCCGUGUGGCGCUCAGUGUAAACGGGGAUUAUCUCCGGCCCUCCUGCGACCCUCUGAGAUAAGCAGGUGUAGCUGUCAAAGCCACUGGUGGAAAUACUAAUGCGCUUUUUGACCUUGGCUUGUCAAAGAGGACGUUGACGUGAAAUCAGCAGAUACAUCAGCACUCAAACUUUGACAGUGCGAGGUUUCCCGGCAGCAGGGUUUGGAUGACAGGCUCUGAUAGGGCGCACUUAAGCUGAUGUAACGCCGUCCUGCUGAAUGUGUGUAUGAUAUAGAAUGUAACUGGGUUAAUUCAGAGAGUAAUGUGAGGUCUGUAUCGCUGAAGGCAUAUGCCACGCGUCCCACGUGCCUGACUUCCAAAUGAAUCAAGGCUUUUCCACAGUGUUGAUGCCACUAGCGGAUUGCAUAGGGCUUUUUCAAACACUAAAUAUUACAUCAAAUACACCCGGCUGUGUCUCUGGUGUCACUGGUGAAAGCAGAAUCAGCUUUUCAGGCUCACAAAAAUCAGCGUCCUUCCUCACUGAUUGUGGAGAGACGACUCCACUGAUUCUAAGUUUAGUCUCCAGAGCGGAUUUGAAAGAGUUUGCAGAUAGAGUUUUUUUUUUGUAGGUGCCCCCAGCUCGCUAAUUACCUUGUUUCAAAAACGAUCGAAUGAACUUUGAGAUAAAAAUCUUCUCUUAAGUAGCGGAGGAAUAUGCAGCGUCAUUAAAGUGCAUGGCUGAUCUUUUUAUGAAAAAGGGGGAAAUGGUGCGUUUAUGUCUGCAGAAGGUCCUUAAAGCAUGAGUGUGCUGCUCUGGAGAUAAAUGGCUUACAAUUGCUGAGAUACGGGCACUUUAUUAAAAUAUGCAGUAUACGAUAAGAGUUUAAAAAGUUUGCUGCAGUUUGAAUGUCAUGCAUGACUUAUGGUAAUAUAUAUAUUUAUGCAUAUAUAUCAGGAAAAAUGACAUUUAGUUCUUGAUAUUGAACAGAAAAAGGGCAGAUGAGGACACUCAGUUCAGACCUGAUUUCAUGUAUUUAAAAAAGGAGUUUGACAUUUUCGGAGCCGUGCUGCUUUCUAACUGUGCUGUGAGUUUAGCUGAGAAGAUCGCUGUCACGUUCUCAUCUCUCUGUUCAGAGACAAGAGAGAAAGUCAGCAGGAACACAGCGAUCAUGGCUCGAAGUCAUCCAAUUAAAACUGCCUCGUAGCCUCUUUAUUUAAAUGAGUAAGUAAAAGAAAAGUGUAAAUAUGACACACUGACAUCCUGUCAAAACAGGGACUUUGGCAGGAAACCAGCCAACCUCCCCUGUAGAAAUGUCAUUUUCUGCUUUAACACAAGAGAUGAAUAACAACAGAGUCAGUCACUGCGGCCUCUUUCAGGCAGUUUAUGACUCUUUCUAGUCCAAACAAAGCGAAUCACUCAGUGUGUUUACAGUCUCAGUUUAAUCGGACUGAGUUCAUGAUUCGUUUUUUCUCUGAAUCAGACUUCUCUCCUCGUCCUCGUUUACAUGCAGCUGAGAAAAUCGAAUUAUUGACGCAAACGAGUCCUCCUCCCCAAAACUAGGGGGCGAUAUGAGUCUUUUCAGUUUGUUUUCACUUUGUGCCGCCGCUACUGACCCAAAACGCUCGCUCUUGUUGGACGCGGGUUCGAGGAAUGACUGGUUGGAGGGAAAGCAUAACGGCGCUCUCCUCAUCGUUUUGAAGGUGUACAUUUUUUGUGCUUCAGUCGUGUUGAAGUUACUUCUGAGUCGAAAGUUCUUUAAAUGAUAGCGUCACUUCUUCUCUGGUCUUUGUGCUCUGGGGUUAUAGGGGCGUGGCCUCAUGCAUUGUCCGAUCAUACCGCGACUUCGCUGGUUACAUGAUAGAGAAAAUCGGAUUCCAAUGGCAGAUUUCUCAAACUCCUUUUAUAGUCGGACUAAGGUGUUUACAUGACCUUCAGUCGUCCGGUCUUAAUCGGAAUAAGGCGAUAAUUCGGUUUUCUUGAGUGUGAUGGAAACAGACUGAGUGACUAAGAUUCUACCUGGAGGAGGAGGAGAGAGGAGAGCAGGGAGAGGAGGAGGAGGCAGGAGUGUGUAUCAGUGUGUGUCUGAAGAGCUGAGGGACAGGAUGAGCAGGACAGCAGGGAGGCUGUCGGGAUUAGAGACGUGAUUUUUAGAUUUCUAAUCAAAUACGAGCCAAAGUCUGAAGACUGAGAAGGACGUUACAUAAAAGAUUUAAAUACAGACUGAUUUCUUCGAUUUACAGUCUGUGAUAAAGUGAUGAAAGAUCUCAAAUCCUUCAAUUUUUUAUGACACAAAGUAAAAAUAUUUUACUACAGUGAGUAUAAUCAACCAAAAUGAAGUCUGAGCUCUUAAAAGGAAGUGAAGGAUUGAUGUUUCCUAUAUUUAUGAGAUGAUCGACCAGCCCGAGGUCAGGGAAACAAUAUUUCACCACGUUUUGUUCCACCCCGUCUGUUAACUACUCCUCUGCUGUUGCUGUAAAACACAGACUGUCGCUGCAGGGAGAACCAACAGUCAUGAAAUCAUCCAACGAUGGAUGUUAAUUUGUUUACAUGGGAAAACCAAGAAAAGAGAAAAAACAUGUGGGAGAAAGGAAGGAAAGGUUAAAAGACAAGAGCUGCAGUGUGGGCCACAAAGGACAUAAAGACAAUACACAAUAUAUACACAAAAAAAUACACAACAUACACACAAUGUAUACUCAAAAAAUACAAAGGCCAGGACUGUUCAGUUUGUGUUAAUUUUCCACCCCGUUGAUGUCGGUGGGCGUCGGUUUGGCAUCAGAAACACUUUUUUUUUUUGGUUUUAUAAUGAAAUCCGUUUUAACAGCAGCACAGAAGAGAGAGGUGGCGUUACCCUGACCUGUGAAUAUCUCUGAUUGAGAAAUAAUUUAAUUCAAAGUGCACUUUCUGCUGAACGACAGGAGGAGGAAGCAAAUAAUCAACUAAGAUCUGUCCACACAGUCAGGAAGUUAUUUAUAGUCGCGUCACGAAGCGCACACUGUCAGAUUUCCCUCAGAUUUAACUGACUGAGAUGAGAGUGCUUUUGAUUUUCUGACAAAAACAUGACAAGGCGCCCGAAAUGUUGUUGGAGUUUUUUCUAUUAAUAAACCGACAGUUUUCAGUGUCUUAGAGGAGGGUUUUGUUUUAGCGUUUCAAGAGUAACGGCGUCUGGCAUCAGUGAUUUGUUUGUGGGAACUUGUGGGACUAUCAAAAGAAAACCACCUGGAAGUGUGUGUGUGUGUGUGUGUGUGUGUGUGUGUGCGUGUGUGUGUGUGUGUGUGUCUGAAUAAACAGCUCCAGCUCUGAACCUUUAAACAAGUCUUUUCUGGGCCGCUCUGUAAUCUCAUGCAUGCAGCGUCGUGCUCUCCUAACCUUGUAAUAAGCUGUUGCCUUAUUCUGUGGAGCUUAAAUAAUACAGGUCUGAGAGGCCAAUCCAAUCCUCGCCAAGAUGGAGUCAGGAGGAGAUCUGAAUCUCUGGAGGGUCUCUCCGAUGGUGCCGCUCAGACCUGAAUACGUUUCUGUUUUUAAUAGUUUUGUUGUAAUUCACCGUAUCGCCUGUUUUUGCUGAGUUGUUGUGGGCUGCUCAUUGAGCUUCUCUCCACGUUCGACUGGUUCUUGUAAUCCAUCAUUGUGAAACAGGACGCCUCCUUCCCAAUACUCCCAGCAGCAGCAGCAGCAGCAGCUCUUCGUCCUGACUCCUCGUCCAACAUCGCUCCAUCAGGGCUUCUGAUUUUUUUUUAAUUGGAUCGGAAAGUUAAAAAGAGAGUCGAAGUAAAACGUUCAGAGUUACUUUAGACUAGGGCUGCAUGAUUCAUCGAUUUUAAAUGUUUAUCUGUUUAUUUGAUUAUGUUAAAAAAAUUAAAAUCAUCAAAUCAAUUUUCCUCUCUUUCAUGUCUCGCACCUCCAGGCCACCGUAGGCUCCUCCUCCCACACACACCAGUGUAAACAAACAUGGCGUUUGCAAAAGAAGGCAAUAAUUUCGUGGUUAAAUAGGAAUUGGUACGACUUCACAGUUUCAGAUGAAGAGUAAACCGCUCCCCGCUGCAAAGUCUGUCUGAAGGCGGUAUCAACCCGUCACCAUGGAAACUAAUUCAGGAGGAAACGCUAAAGUUUUUUGUUGUAUCGGCGUUUCAUCCACAUGGAAACGGCGUUUCAGGUGACUGUAAACGGUACUUUUUGAAAACGGGUCAGAGAGUGAAUAAAUCUGUAAACGACGACCAUUUCAUCUCCGUGUGGAUGUCUAUCUGCAUCUCUGGAAACGAUCAUGUGACUCACAGAGUAACUCUUUUAUGGCGCCAAAACAACCUUUAUACACAUGCUCUGUACUCUUCUUCUGGCUUUUGUGCAUUUCCUGUGCAGCGUUACAGCGCCACUUACCCGCUUGGCAUAUGAACUACAUUGUUUUCAGUGGUUUGGUUUUGAGAGAUCAUAGAAAAACUUUUUAAACUGUUAAAAAUUUGUUUUUGACUAAAAUGGUGCAGCCCUCCUUCACACUCGAUCACCACAGAUCCUUUUUUUUCAUCUCUCAUGUAAAAGUCGAUUAAAGUGAUUUCCUCUCCUCUUUAUUAACAGAUCGAGAAGAUCAUGAACCUGAUCGGAGCAGGCAUCGAGACCUCCAAAAAGAAACAGCCCAGGCCGAGCUCAGGUAAGGCUUCCCUAACUCCGGUGUUUCCAUGCUGGGAGGAUAUUUGAUUUAUACUGAGCGUAGAGCGUUUUCAUACAGAGAGGAAACUCUGUGGAGGGUUAUUUGUUGGUUGAGUAAUGUGAAAUGACAGGUGGAUCUGAGGGAUUGAGUCUUCUGCAUUAAGCAUUUAUAAAGCUCUUCUCUGCUCCUGGUGCUGCAUCGAUGAUCGUCCACAGAGUUGGUAGAAAGGUCUUCUCUGAAUCUCUUCUGGGGAAAUAAAUGUUUGCUUCAUAAAUUAAUAUCAGUAUUUUUUAGCAGAGUUUGAUGAGGUAAGGCCUUUCACGAGUGUUGGCGGUAUGAACAAAAUCUUAUAUCACAGUAACGGUUUAUAUCAAAGUAUGUUUUUUCCCUGUAAAUUCAAUUAAUGUCUUAAAAAUAACCAAACUGUCUCAUUUGUUCAUCUUCCUUUUAUUUUUAAACAAGUACAAACUAAAUGUCCGACCAGUCUGUCGAUUUUUGAUCAUUUAUCGAAUCUUUGGUGAAAGACUCUGCCGAGCUCUUUAGUCUGAGAGGAGCUGCUGCAGUUUGAGUUUUUGGUGCAGCAGGUGCGUCACGCAUCUUUUGCAUGGACUGUAUAUAGAACAGAUGCCAUCUGCCUCCUCUCUCUGAGAACAGCGCCCUCUGGUGACGGGCUGCAGUAUAGGUCAUAAACCCCGCCUCCUUAUGGAGCUGUGGACAAACUUUAUAAAUGAAUGACACAGAAUAUAAAUGUUUCUCCCCCCUGGUUGUGAUGUUGACAUGUAGUUACUGUCAGACUGGUUUGUGCUCAAGUCCUCUUUUUUCUGUACAGCUCCAUUUUUAAAAGUUAUUAGGGGGUUCAUGUUUGCUAUGAUUGACACCUGAUACAGCCUAUGGGAGGACAGAGAUUGAGUAGAUCACCGGGGGAUAUGCUGUUUGAGCCGAGCGUCAUCACAGCGACUCUCCCUCCAAAUGUGUACAACACUACUGCGCAAUGUUGGUUUCAGGAAAUGAAGAAAAAUCACAGAAUUACCGAGAACUUUUCAGCUUUAAAUCCGUAAACAGGCAGGAGGCGGAGCCAAGUUGACCAUGGUUUAUACAGUCGAUGAUCUUUAGUCUCUCAUUAUAGAGUUUGGCGUGUUUCAUCUUUAGGUGGUGGAAGAGGUUGUUUCCACGCGACACUUUCUGUUUCGUAUCGUUUUUUGAUCAUCGUCACAUUUUCUCAAUCUGAAGAAUCUCCAAACAAUCGAUGUCGGGACUCGCGCCCUUUUUCGGAACGAGUUCCUCCUCCUCUUCCUCGUGUUGGGUGGGUCGGGCUGCCUCCGUUUGUUUGGUACCACCAUUAAUCUCCGCGUCCGCCAUGACCACCACCAGUGAAGCUGUUUCUUCUUCAUCGUUGAAUCUUUGCCAAGCAGUCUGCUGGACAAGCUGGUGAUUAAAGGGAGCGCACCCAAACCUGACCAAUCAAACGGAGUGAACAAACUCCGCACAACACAGAAACGCACCCAGACGGACGCGCUCUGGCUUUCCUGUUGGCGAGCACAGACAUCUACACACUGACUCAGAGAGACGUAACAGACAUCUGCUCUCUCUCUCCGGUAUAAACGGUAACAUUUCUACACUUUUAUACGUCACACGGUUUUUACCGUCAAACCGCCGCACACUAACUGUCAUGAUGUCAGAGUUUCACCAGCGAAUUCUCGACAGUCUGUCUGGAAAACUGAAAUAAUCGAAGUGAGACUGACAGACAAACGACUCCAUAAACUUCACUCUUAGAUCUAACUGGCUGACAUGUUACUGCGGUAAAGCGCGCAGGUUUGGGUCAAUUCUUGGUCCCAUUAAAAGCAUCAGUCUCCCCCCAUAAGUCCUGACCUGUCCUGACCUGUCUGACCUUUGUGUUGUGAAACCAUCAGAGGAAGUCGUGAGCGUGUGUCCUGCUCAUGGUCGGUUAUGAAAUCCCAGUGCAGCUCAGAGUCUCCUCUGUCAGGCUGUCUGUCAGCCGAAGACUCAAUCACAGGGACCGACCGCUGCUACAGGAAGCCUCACCAGCAUCCAGGUCAAAAGUGGAAAACAGUCUCGGACGUCAGCGCUGAAGCAGAACGUGUCACAUCGCCGCUCUGCCCCCCAGCGUCACACGGACUGCAGUCAUCGUCCUCCUGUUGGUUUUGUGAUUAAUGAUCAUUCUCAGUUUGUGAAGUUCACUACCUCUCCUACUGCAGUGCUGAAAAACUACGGUGGUGAUACAAUGACUAAUAUAAUAAAUCCACUGACAAAUCCUUCAAUAUCGACGUGUAGAUUGGAGCUGUGGAGGUCAGCCUCAUUUUCAUGUUUAUAUAACCGCAGCAGCAGAAACCAAACUUGGUGCACCCUCUCACUGAUUGCUUUUGUGGGCCGCUCUUCCAAAAGCUGCUGUUUAGUAUUCAAAUAAAUCCUCAGAAAGACUGAGAGCAGUUUUGUUAUAAAUCACAGAGAUUCAAGCCGACGUUUGUUUGGCACAUUACUCUUGUUAUUUUCACUCUCAAUGUUUCCGCUUUAUGGAGAAUCUAAUUUUAAAUGCGACUCACUGACUGUCAUAUUUUUUUCUCCUGGAGUAAGUAUGUAUAUGUCUCUCAAUAGGGUUUGAAUUGAUAGUACGCUUCAUCAGGUGUCCUUCAGGCGCUGCAGAGGGAGAAGCCAGCUGGCAGCAGCUCCGUUUGUUUAGAUAACGCCGCCGAGCUGCUACAGUCAGAGUAAACCUACCUCCAUUAGAUCCUCCGCCAUAAGGUGGUUUCAUCAUACUCGAUUGUGUAACAGCUUGUCCGUGACUACCUUCUCAAAGUCCCAUCAGAUUUGUCGAGAUAAUAUUUUAAUUAGAAACGUGCGGUAUCUACGUGGAUUAAAAAUCUGCUGACCACGGCGAGGCGUCAAAGCACACGAGAUUUAGACAGAACAAAGACGAUCCAAAUGUGGCCGUGGUGUCAGGAUAUUUAAGAAGGGCUAAUAAAAAUUUAAAAAAGACUUCAGGAUUAGAAGAGUUAAAAAACUUAAACUGCUGCACCAGCGUUUUAAUCGUCAUCGUCACCGAGACGAAGGUUGACGCCGUUAAAAUGAAAAUGGACAUGAUCUGUUGUUGUCGUAUAAAUACAACUGACUAAAAUAAUCCAGUUCUUAAUGAUCUUUAAUUGUCUCAUCAUUUGGGGAAUAAAGACAUUAGGAGUUUGUAAUGAACGACCAACAGCCUGAUCUAAUUAUUGUAACAUUAAGGAUCUCAAGAGAGAGAGAGAGAGAGAGAGAGAGAGAGAGAGGAUCUUUCUUUUUUACUCCAUUUAAGAAAUAAUGAUUACCUCAUAAAGUCGUGAUAACGAGAAAAAAAUACAAACAAAAUCAGUUAAAGUCAAUAAAAAAAACUUUGAUCAUAAUGAUUUGGUAUCAUUAGCACUGGUGUCUGAGCUUAACUCGGUUUUAGACUAGAGUACGAUAACAGGUAGGGCUGCACGAUUUUAGCCGAAAUAAAAUCCUGAUUAUUUUCUUUGAAAACUCGAUUUUUCAUCUUUUAUUCUUCACCAAACUUCACUUUAAUAAAAAGUUUUUCUAUCAUCUCUCAAAACCAAACCACUGAAAACGAUGUAGUUCAUAUGCCAAGCAGGUAAGUGGCGCUGUAACGCUGCACAGGAAAUGCACAAAAGACAGAAGAAGAGUACAGAGCAUGUGUAUAAAGGUUGUUUCGGCGCCAUAAAAGAGUUACGCUGUGUGUCACAUGAUCGUUUCCAGAGAUGCAGAUAGACAUCCACACGGAGAUGAAAUGGUCGUCGUUUACAGAUUUAUUCACUCUCUGACCCGUUUUCAAAAAGUACCGUUUACAGUCACCUGAAACGCCGUUUCCAUGUGGAUGAAACGCCGAUACGAGAAGAAACUUUAGCAUUCGUUUCUGUGUGGGCGGGUUGAUACCGCCUUCAGACAGACUUUGUGGCGGGGAGCGGUUUACUCUUCAUCUGAAACUGUGAACUCAUACUAGUUCCACAGGGAGGCCUACGGUGGCCUGGAGGUGUGAGACGUGAUAGAGAGGAAAAUUAAUUUGAGGAUUUUAAUUUUUUUAACAUCGUCAGAAUCAAAUAAUCCGAUUAUGAUUUAACAUUGAUGAAUCGUGCAGCCCUAUUAAGAUGUUUCUACAGUCACUAUUGAUAUCUGCUCAUUGAUUACAGAUCAGUCCCUCUCAGUAUUUAUUUUCACGUCAUAAAUAAAUCGUCCUGGACGUGUUCCUGACAUGCAGAAGUUAAAUUCGUCUCUGUCAGUGAAGCUGUGUCUAACUUUUGUCCCCUCGCCGCCCCUCUGACCCUGUUCUCUCAACUUUGUUGGUGAACUGUGUCACUGAUUAUACAAUCUUAGAAAAGCAGGUCCCAGCAGAUGAAGCCAAAACCAAUGUGACAUCCAAGUCUCUAACUCAGGUUUAGUCCUCAAAGAUUUAUGUUACUGUCAGGAACCGGAAAGCAAAAUCAAAAUUCAACAAAAUGUGGGACGGUUCAUUCUUAGACCGUGUUUGUCCUCUCCUCAUGUUCGCUGCAUCUGUUCGCUAAAAUGUUCCUCCAUGUUGGACAGUUGGAGUGUCACAGUUUACUCAGUGUGUUUCAAUAACUUUGCGUGUUAUUACACAGCGCUGUAAAUAUGUCGAGUUUUAGUCCCUCUGAUUCUGAAGCAGAGCUGUAUGUCUGAUGGAUGAUGACGGUGUGACCUGCUCAGCUCUCCUGCUCUGGUGGCGCUUCCUCCUGUUGCUGCCUACAUACUCAAACAGAGCCCAACCAAAGACAAGAAUAACACACGGAUUUACCAAAUUACCUAAAUUUACCAAAAUAUAUCAUGUAAGAGGAGCUGAUUUCUCUGAGCCUAAACGUCUGAACUACAAAAAAGGGUUAGGGCCACAUGAAGAGAAAAAAACUCAUUACAAGAAGGAGAUUAAAGUGGAAAUUUUGAGUUAAAAAAAAUCUAAAUUUCAAGAUUAAAGUCGGAAUUUUGAGAUUACGAAUGUCAAAAAUGUUGCGAAUUAUGUCAAGUUAAAAAAACAGAAAUUUUGAGAUUAAAGUUGAAAUUUCAAGAUUGAAAAAAAAAUAAAUUUCUAGAUUAUAAAAUAUUGAAAAUGUCGCGAAUCAUGUUGAAAUGUUGAGAUAAAAAAAAUCAAAAUUUUGUGAUGAAAGUCAAAAUUUCAAGAUUAGAAAAAAAAAUAAAUUUGGAGAUUAAAGAUGAAAUUUCUAGAUUGUAAAAUGUUGAAAAUGUCGCGAAUCUUGUUGAAAUGUUGAGAUUAAAAAAAAUUAAAAUUUUGAGAUUAAAUUUUGAUUUUAACCUCAAAAUUGAAAUAAAAAAAAUCUUCCUCCUGUAAUUCUUUUUUUCUCCUCUCGUGGCCCUGAUCCUCGCUCUUAGUUAACACAUAAAUACAGUUUAAUGUAUUUAUGUGUUUCUCACAGGAUGAAGGAUUUUGUUCAUAUUUCAAAAACUAAGUGGCGCCUAAAGCUUGUUGUUUGAUUAAAAAAAGAGUUAACGGAUUAAAAAAUGAAAAUACAUUUAAAUGGAGAGCAGAGUUUGUAGAGUUUGACAUUAUCGGUGUGUUUUAUUGGAUAAAGAGAAAGAAAUGUGCAGAUUAGUCCUGAAGCGAGCGAAGCUGUUAAUUUAUGGUUUUAAUUGUAACUUCACCCCUGCACACCCGGCUCCUCCACAUUAAUUGCUGUCCUAACAGUGAAGACCUGAGGUUGUUCUGUGUUACAUAAGUGAAAAUAUGUUCUGUGUUUGUGUUUUUUCCCUCCUCUCCACACAUACAUGUAUAGGUGUGAGCUAUUUAUAGACACCCAAAGUGUCCCAGAUUCAGCUGAGUCAUAGAGUCGCUGCUCCGAUCUCAAUCUCAGAUUGUGCACAGGAAGAUCCUGAGGUUGUAAGGGCGGUUUUUGUCGCUGUUUUUUGUACGUGCCGUUUGGUAAAGAGGUCACAUUUUCGUAAAUCACAGUCUAUUAUGAAAGGGAACAAACAGGUACCCUUCAGAGAGAGAGAGAGAGAGAGAGAGGGAGAGAGAGAGAGAGAGAGAGAGAGAAUAGAGGGCGAUUGCAUAAAGAUGAAACCUAAACUGUCUCUUCUUUCCGUUUUUAUCUGUUUGUUGUGACAGACCUGGGAAAACCUUAUCCUUUUGUGUUUGUUUUUGUGUAUUUCUGUGCCACACACCUCUUCCUUGUUUAUUGCCGCUCUCAUAUCAGGAGCCAAGGACAGCUAUUCAUCUCCACACAUCAGAGCACCUGAUUUUUGUCGCUACAAAAAAAAAAAAAAACAGCCCUGCGAUUCAUUGCCACCUCGUUCGCUCAAGGAUGAGGUUGCUUGUGUAUUGUGCCCGUCACCAGAGCCUCGAUUGUGUGCUAAGAGAGCACAGAGUAAAUGAGCUUAAACAGACAGAGAGAGAGAGAGGGAGAGAGAGAGAGAGAGAGAGAGAGAGAGAGAGAGAGAGAGAGAGAGAGAGAGAGAGAGAGCACAGGAGGCAUCAGCUCGGUUUGUAUACAGGAACACUCUGACGUUCAAAGGAGAAGAGUCCGCCCUCACUUUCCCUGAAUUAAUUCAGCUUUGCGGCUCAUUUUCCUCCGAGCUCGGGUGUGUUGACAAGGAGCUCGUGCUUUUUUCCCCCCUCGCUCUGAUAAAGAAGCGUGGCUUUAUCUGGGCACAACCUCUCCCUCCUCUGCUGUGCUAAAGGUCUCUCCAGGCGCUCCUCUGAGCCCAGUCUAGACCGAGCAGUCCUCAAACGGCACACAAGCCCACUCGGAUGGAUUUGACUGCUUGGUCUGUUUAAGAGGGGAUAAGACAGUGACCCAGUUCCCCCCCAAGGAGAAGCAUGGGAUACUCCGUCAGUCAGUAAUUAGGUCCUCCUACAGUGGGAGGUGUUGCUCUCCCAAAUGAAUGUCAGUGAUUGGAUGGGGUGGCUGGUAUUUUUAACUCUGUUUGUAGGAGCUUACUUUUGUAUGAGGGAUCAGGUGGUGAAUCAUAAUUAGUCCACUUCAAUCCUUCUUACGUCCUCUUCCUAUCUUAUCUGGCCCGUGUGUUUCCUCACCUCCUCCUUAUCUGCUCCUUCUCUCCCUCUCCCAUCAUUUCUCUCCAAACCUGACAGCUCCUCUCCUCGAUAACAAGUGAUGAGCGCGGCUCCUCGCGGACAGGUCAGAGAGACCAGACUUGGCCUUUUACCUGCUCGUUAACGCCGGAGCAACAGAGGUACGGGCGGCCAAUUACGGAGGAGGUUCAAUCAAUAGUCCUUCACUUCGCCUCCCUCUGUUGGCGUCCCGUCUCCUUCGCCCUGACGGCGUUACUGACCGCCCAUCUGGGAAUGUGUGAGGUUAUUACAAGCAGCCUGAAAGCCUACAUAAUUACACUCUGCUUGCAGCUGUACCCAGAUAACACGGCUGAUGGAUGCGGAGAGCAGACCUGCACAGGUGGGCGGUCGCUCAGCUCCAACACUUUUACUCUAAAGUGUUUAUUUUGACACGAACCUGAAUUCAGUCAUUUUCAGAAGAAACCGUUGUGGGUUUUCGUCACAGUUACCGGCUGCCGUGUUUUUCUUUGGUAAAGAUUAAUUCAGUGGAACGUUUUAAUCUCAUUUUUCAUUUCACUCUGAUCUUUGUCAGUUUUUCACUCAUGAUAGUUUUUUAGAGAAAGAUAUCUCUCCUGCUUGUAAAAGAAUUCAGUGGGUGGAACGAACCUUUCUAUGUUUAGUCAUCUUGGCUGAAAAUUUGUUUCUAACUUACUUCUCUGUUAUGUAAAAAAUAAACGCCUCAAAGUUGUUGUGAAAAGAGCAAAAAGUCACAUUCAACAACAGAAAGUCCUCCUUCACUACGUGGAGUUUUGUUUAACUGUAUUAUAUGUGAGUUUCCUGAAUGAUCCGGGUCUGAAUAUGAGACCCAGGAACUCAUAAAUCAUGUUUUAAAAUGUGGAGGCGGUUGUUCUCUGGAGUUCGCUCGACCACGUUAACUUCAGUGGUCAGUGAAUGGAGCCCGCUAUGCUAAUGUCGAAGAGUCCUCUAGUCUUGUAGAGCAGAUGGACGGACAGAUUCCAUUUCUGUCUUCAGGUGAAUUUGUCUUCCACAACUUCAGAGAAUGAGUCGACCAAACAGCUUCAUUUGAGGAGAAAGAGGUGGUAACUAUAGCUAUGGUUUGGUUCGGUCCCGUUAGGGUUAGGGUUAGAGGGGUUAGGGUUAGAGGGGUUAGGGUUCACAGUUUCUCUUUCCUGAACGUUGUCACUUACUCCUAUAAGUAAACAAAAAAGCACGACUUCUACCUUUUUUUGAAGGUUCUUCCUUCUCAAACACCGUCAGCAGGUUUGCUGCCAAAAUGGAUGUGAAAUGAACGGUCUAUUGGGUAGGGGUGGGAAUCACCUGUGGUACAAUACGCAAAACUUGGGCCACGAUACGAUAUUAUCACGACACUUAGGGCCAAAUUACCAUAUGAUCAUGAUACGAUAUUGUCAGGAUACAAUAUUAUCAUGAAAGUUGGGCCGCAAUACAAUAAUACUGCAACACUUGGGCUGCAAUAUGAUAUUAUUGUAAUACUUUGGCCAUGAUACAAUAUUAUCACGAUACUUGGGCCACAAUACAAUAUUAUCGUGAUAUAUGGGCCACAUUACGAUAUUAUUAUGAUAUGAUAUUAUCAUGAUAUGAUAUUAUCACAGUACUUGGGCCAUGAUACAAUAUUAUCACGAUACAAUAUUAUGAAGAUACUUGGGCCGUAUUACAAUAUUAUCUCAUUCAAUAUUGUCACGAUAAAAUAUUAUCAUGAUACUUGGGCCGCAAUACGAUAUUAACACGAUACAAUAUUAUUACGAUACCUGGGCCAUGAUACGAUGUUUUCACGAUACUUGGGCUACGAUACGAUUAUAUAGAGAUUUCUAACAUUUUCCAACACAGUGAGUAUUGUGAUACCAUUUACCUCACUGGACAAACAGUUGAUUCUAUAUUAUCAUAGAUUUGUCUUCAUAUUAACAAUUGAAAAAAUCGAUACUUGGUCAAUGAGACGAUACGAUGUAUCACCAAACAAAUAUCACGAUACUAUGUUGUAUCGUUUUUUUCUCCCACCCCUACUAUCUGGUUACUAAGAACAGGAAGUUUAGUGAGGUGUCGUCAUAUAUCACCAUUGAUGAUGUUGAAGGGUGGGCGGAGCUGAGUAUUUACAGCGUUUUUCCGCCUCACAUAUCUCCAUCCUCACCGAGAACAGAACCCUCAGUCUUGUGUUUGACACCAACCUAUCGAUAAGACGAUGUGUCCACAGGUCGUCUCUUCUCUUCCCUCCAUCAUACAGAACGAUGAUGGCUGUAAUGAGGCUCUCAUUUUUUAACAUGCCAGCUGCCCGAUGGGGAUUUAUUGAGUUUCUGAUAAGAUAGCUAGCUACUUUGGCUUCCUGAUAAAACAUUCCUCUUUCUAACACGGACGGGGCAAAAAUAAUCUCGCACUUGUUGCAGAUAAAUGAUUGGCUAAAAAAAGAGAACAGUGAUGAAACGGUUCGUCUGCACGAACAGAGCAGACUGGGUCAUUAUGAAGACAGCUUCUGUUGUCAGUUUAUGUUAUUGUCUUGAUUUAGCCACAAAAAGUCAGAACGCCAACAAACACUCACAGUCGGCGUAUUGUUGGACAAAAUUAACCCCGUGUGGAAACUCUCUCAGAGUCCAAUGGAGCCGUUUUUGUGAGUCUUUUCUCCCUGAAAACAUCUAAAUUUUGUAUCAUCUCACUUGUUUAUCCGGUAAGUAGCCUCUGUUGUGCUCUAAAAUUGGUUGAUUUGACAUGAGCAUCUGGAAGAAGAAGAAGAAGGUAAUGGAGUUUCCUCUUUUCUUCUGUCAUGUUUUCUGAGUCGGUAAUAAAGAAAAGAGACAAGACCUGAAGUCUGUGAGUGUCUCCUGUUCUCCAGCCUCCUGGACCAGUGAAUCAGGGACCUGUGCUGAUCCUGCCCCCCUCAUCAGAGGAGGAUGUAAAUGAAUUAAAGCCAUCUACUAAUAAGAAGGAGCUUCUUUGUGAGCUUCACUAACGGGCUUUUGCUCCUGCAGAAGAGCCAUCCCUUCACAUUCGAGUCAACCUUUCCAUCCGAGGAGGACUGUGGUUUGAGCCUCUCAGUGCCUGUUCCUCGCCUCUGAUGGUGGUGUGUCCUUUCUGCACUGGCAAGAUCAGAGCGCCUCUGUGCAAUUCUAAUCAGUGCAGUGGAGGGAGAGACGGGGUGAGGUGGGGUAAGGUUAGAGAGAGAGAGAGAGAGAGAGAGAGAGAGAGAGACAAAGAGGGAGAGGAGCGAAUGUGUGCGCCUUUGGAUGAGAAAAGACAAGGGGGAUGAGAGAGGGAGAGGGAGAAAGAGUGUGUGCAUCUGUCUGUGUGUGUGUUUGAGAACCAGAGGCAAGGAGCGAGACAGUGAGGGAGAGACAGAGAGAGAGAGAGGGGAGAGAGGGAGGGGAAUUGAUAUAGUGGGAGAGUGAGGGGAGAGAGAGAGAGAGAGAGAGAGAAAGUGGUUACGUGGAGCAGCACCCCACUUCAUCAGGCAGCAUACGGCAGCCCUGCAGUGCGAUCACACACUAUGGGAAUGAGGUUAUGAGAUCGAGAGCGAGAGAAAGAAAGCAGAGAGAGACGAGUGCGAGGAGGGGGGGGGGAGUCAAAAAGAAGAGCUUGAAGGAUUUGCUCGGAUGAGAGGGGGGGGGAUGAUCACUGAGUCCGUAGCCUGCCGUGGUUGUGGGAAGGACGCGGCAGCAGCAGCAGCAGCAGCGGCGGCGGCGGCUGAGGCAGAUCUGUGGUCUCCUGUGUAGAAGUCGCCGGCGUCAGGACGUUAUGCCCUGCGAGCAGUGAGGGGUAGCGUGUGAGAGCCAGGAGCAGCUGCUGUGACUGCAUCUGCGCUGCCUGCAUGUCUCAGACAAGCAGGGGAUGCAGCAAACCUCUGCCCUGAGCACACAGGCUGCUAGCUGUUCCCAGCGAGGAGAAGAACCAGGUGGGCUGGGGUUGGAUUUUUGGGGGGGCGUCCGCCUGCCUGCCUGCCUCAGGAAGGAGCCGGCUUCACCUGCAUUCUGGUCCUGCAGUGAUCUUUGCUGUCAGAGUCAAGAGGCUCACCUGUCGUCGGUUGGAUCUGAACCUGGAUUUACUGCUUUGAGAGGAGUGUGAAUGCUGGGCAGCACUGGGAGCACUGGGAGCACUGGUACCACCAAGGACAAGCAGCUUUUUUUCCUCACAGGCAGACAGCUGACCUGGAGCUUUCCCACCGAGGAACCUAAUCCUGGGAUUUAUCAUGAAUUGAGGAGUUUGGAAUCACUGUGGAAAUCCUAAACCUCCUGUUUUCUCUUAGGAUUUUACAAAUACGUCUACCUGAGCGUACUCCUGGAGAGAGAAGGAGAAAUUAUUGAUUAUCAAAUGUGUAAUCCCUGAUCAGAAAUAACACGAGUACCUCAACAGUACUUUAGAAAUGCUGCUACCUUCAUUGUAUGAGCCGUGUCCUAGCUCUCAAAGAGGUUGACCAAUGAAGCCAUGGGACUCAGCCAGAGCUUUACAAGUAUGUGGUGAAAAAAAAAUCCUGAGCGCUUAUUUUGGGGGAACUGAAUAUUUCUGUGUGACACCCUGAUGGUGUUCUUCUCCUCCUCCUUCUUCUUCUUCUUCUUCUUCUUCUUCUUCUUCUUCUUUCUAAUUUUAGAAAAAAUGGCGGGGAUGAUUUUAGCCGAGUAAAUGGUGUGAUGUGUGGAAAUGUCUGUUGUAGUCAUAGUUAUCUCAGACACAUAUUUACUCUCUUGACUUGCAGUGUUCGCUCUUGUUAUGUUCUGGGACUAGCUUGUUGUUUUUAACUCUGGCUCAUCUGCUCACUGAAGGAAUGUUUAGUGAACCCUGUUUGUUGGAAGAUGCCGUAGUGGCGAGAUCCAACAUAACUAACGUUCCCGAGCUUCAGAUGGGCUUCCUUCCCUGCACUACCUCCACCCUCGCCUGACAUUUCCACUCAGUCACACUAACACCAGUGGGUGUAGAUAUUAGCCUAGUCAGUCCCCUGCAGGGCUUGAGCUGGGCCUGCAGCACUUCCUACCCUCCUCCUGUGUUUGAGUUAGCCGGGCCCCCGCCUUUACCUUGGGAGCCCCUCACCCCCGGCCUGGACCCUGUCUCCCCCCCACCCCGCCUGGUGCUGCUGCACUCGGCUCUGCCUCUGCUGGCCGAGGAUGAUGUGGCAAUGCCAUGUGUCGUCCUCUGAGUGCCGCUGCUACCGGCUGAACGGCUUCUCCCUGCUGAAGCGCUUCCCUCUCUCGGCAGAUGGGGCCUGUGGUAAAGCCCUGGACCAGUCGGUGGGAGAAUGGCUGGAGCACGUGGGGCUGCCGCAGUACGAGAGCAAGUUCCUGCUCAAUGGCUUCGACGACCUACGAUUCAUGGUGAGUCACCUGCAGCACGUCAGCUCAGGGGUCGCUUCCACUUCACAUCACCCUGUCUCUGCCUGUGUCAACCUCGCUGCAUUUGUCUUUUUCUGUCACCGCUCUCCUCACUCACCCUUCGCUCGCUCCCCUCCGCUCGCUCCCCUCCCUCCCUCCCUCUCUCCCCUGCACUCUCUCCCUCUCUCCUCUUCAUAACUCCUCUUCACCUCUGCGCCGUGCACGACCCUGUUGAAAAUUUACGGCCCCCACGCUGAAUCCCUCUAAAAAACACGGCAAGACAAAUGACGACCGAAGCCUAUUAACUUUUUCCCAGCAUUCCCAAUCACGCCAUCCCCGUCUGAUUGAAAAGUCACUCCUCUAAUUUACUGUCGCUCGACUUGACCUUUCCUGACCCGGUCCAACCCAAACCCACAGUCCUAAAUCCGAGCACGCCGUUGUUUGUUUCUGACACGCUCUGCAUGGUGGCUCACUAAACCCCGGUUCAGAUUGUGAUGUCUGCUGAAAACUGCACAGUGUCUGAUAAUUACACUGCAGCAUGCUGGGAUGUUUGUCUCGUGUUUUAUUUUAGGAUUUGGAUCUAACAUGAAUUUUCAGAGAGUGUCAUCGCUGUAGUAAGUAAAUUAUGAAAAGCCGUCCGCUGUGGUGGAUUAAAAGACGUGAUCACACAGAUUAGUGUUUCUCCAAACCAUCGACACAUUCGGCCUGACGCUCUGCAUUUUUAAUCGCCUCCCUCCGUCAGAUUAUUACAUAUUGAUAAAUUCAUUUAACUGCAGCUCAGAGGACGUCCACAAUCGGACUAAAAGCCUUAUCGUGUUUCCUGUAAAACCGCACGUGUAAGGGAGCUUGAUGUUGCGUUUGGCGACGAUUGCAGAAAACACUAUUACGAUUUCAAACCUCGGGUCGUGUUACUGUGAAAAAACAAGGCAGUACAGCGUAAAUAACCGGGCCCCAGAGGGCAAACGCGGACACUCCUCAGACCACAGCGCUGCAGUCACACUAUAGGAUAUAUGUUACAUCAGUUUUCACAGUUGAGCUCCGAUCAGAGAGACCAGGACGCUCAGAGGGAGAGCGGCUGGAUUCAUAAAGUGUCUCUGAGGUGUUUUUCUUUCUAGUGAAGCAGAAGAAGUUUAAACAUCAGAGUCGAGUUAUAAAACAAGCUUCGGGUCAGAACUCAAUAAUAUACGUUUAUAGGACAACAACGAGCUGGAAUAGGAGUAUCAAACCUCCUGAUGAGGAGUCCAGGGCUGUAAUCAACCAAAGAAAUUCUUGGUCGACUAAAACACAGAAAUUUACGACCAAAAAUCGACUAACCGGCGGAGGACAGCGUGGCUUGGUGGAGAGCGGCGAGACGGGGUGAAAAUUUACUGAUGUCAGCACAAAAAGGCAAUUAAACACGAUGAAAGUCAAAACGCUCAAAAUCAAGAUAAAUAUUGAUCAACGUGGACGCUCUUCGAUCUUCCUGUCUUCAGCUGGUCUCCAGUGGGUUUUGGGCGAAUCCAAAAUGGUGAAAAUAAGGGGGGGGUUCUGAGACAGGCUAGUUAUCUGUGAAACGGGGGUGCUCUGAAAACACCCCCGUUAGUACUUGGUACGUUCCUCCUGUUGAAUCUAACCGUAGACUGUAAACUAUCGACCAAUAAAUCGACUUUGACUUUACAGCUCUAGUGUGACCACGUUAAAAUGAAAACAGGACGUGUGAUAUAAUCCGGAUCACAGCUGAUUAAUCUGUCAUGAGAUAUUAGUUUACUCUGUGGAUCUAAAACUAAAAAUCAGGAGAUUAAAGUCCAGGAAAGUCAAAAAUCUAAUUCAGUGUUGGUCGAUUCGAUCGUGUCUGAGGGUAACGGGAGGAAAUGAGGUCGCCAACAUCCCAACAGAGACCACAUCAGGCUUUUCAAUCCCAGACUGGGUCAUUUUUCAGACAAGCAACGAUUUGUUAUCCACUCUAGACCACCUAAAACCACUUGGCCUUCAAACGGGGUCUUUUGAAAUCCUCCCUCCCCUCUCCUCGCCAUGACCGCCACUUCACCAACACGAGCGUCUCUGAUUGAUCUGGAUUCAGUAUUCCGCUCUUUUUUCCCAUGACCACACAGCGGCCGCUCGUUCUCAGAGUUAACCAAUCGUUGAGCCUCGUACAAAAACACAUCAGGCGACUUUUCUUUGUUUGUUUGUUUGUUUUUUUUUACCACAGCUCAGCGUUAAGGUUUCAAAAUGAUCAAAUCUAAAACUGGCCAAAAUAACUGCGUCUCAUUUAAUGAUUCAUUAUUAUAUAUGCACAGAUUAGGAUGAUGAGGCGUGUGACAGAGGAUGUCAGGAUUAUACCGAAUCAAUGAUCAAAUACAAAGAACCUUUAAAGCUCCUGGACCCCCAAAGACCCUCAGUAACUGCGCACUGAUGACAGACUUCAGGGUAACAGUCGAAUAUUCACCCGGAGAUCCAGGAUACGAGUUUCAGCGCGAUAAAAAAGACACUUUCAGCAGUGUGCAGUUUCUGUGCAGCCGUGGAGCUCUUUCUAGAAACAUCUGCGCUUGUCAGCUCGACAGAUGUCCGUACGCCAACCGAGCACAUCCCUGAUAGUUGUGACGUCGGGAUUAAACCACCGCCAGCGCCCAGUUCCUGCGUUUUCUUGCCAACCUUUUCUGCCGGUCGCUUUUUAAUCAAACCAGAACUCUGUACGGUUUAUUCACUGAAUAUCAAAGUUACAGUUUUCUGAAAAUACAGAAUUAAAACCCAGUGAGGAAGAAGAGACCAGUCCGCCUUCUUUUAGCACUAAUUUCUGGAUUAUUAAAGUACUAUAAAAAAAAACAGAAACUAAUUUUUGUCGUCAUUUUAUGGUACUUAUCUUCCUUUAAAAUCUAUGAAAGAGGAUUAGGGCCACAUGAAGAGAAAAUUAAUCAUCACAGGAAGGAGAUUAAAGUCGAAAUUUCGAGGUUGAAGACGGAAUUUCAAGAUAAAAAAAAAAAUCCAAAUUAUGUCAAUCAAUUAAAAAUUUCAAGAGUAAAGUCAACAUGAAUAAAGUCAAAAUUCGGUGAAUUAUAUCAACAUUUCGAGAUUAAAGUUUAAAUUAUGACUUAAGAUUCAACAUGAAUAAAGACGAAUUUUCAUGAAUAAAGUCGUAAUGUUGAGAUUAACGAUAACAAAACAAGAGCAUAUUCGCUCGUCACCCGACAACACGUCCUCUGUAGAAGAGUUCAUAAAGCUUUACUUUAGAAUUGGAUUCAGUAACGAGGAAAUCUUUGCUUUUCUAGCGCAAACAAAAACUGCGUGGUCAUAAAUCUUCAGACUCUGAAAGACUGUGCCGAAGACUACGACUCUACAGAAGAAAAAAAAAGACAAACUUGAAGGAAUUUAAUCUUGAAAAUUCGAUUUUAAUCUUGAAAUUUCGACUUUAAUCUCAAAAUGGAAAUUAAAAAAAUCUCCCUCCUGUAAUUAUUUUUUCUCCCUCUUUUGUGAAACUCAGUCGGAUCUUUAUGAAGCUCAAAUGAAUAUUCAGUGUGUUUAUAUUAAUGGUGAUAACAUAAACCUUCGUUGAUGAAUCUGUACCCGAGUUUGAGUCCCCCAAUAAAAAAGGUAAUUUAACGUCAUUAAUGAGUGACUCUCUAAACUCCUGUCACAUCAAUCAUUUCUGCGUAAUGACAUGCAACAUUUGUCUUCUUAAUCGCCACAAUCAACCAGCAGGGAUGUUAAAGAAUUAGCCCGCUAACUUUGAAACCUGAGAGUAUUUAUCAUAUUUAUCAUGAUAUUUCCUGCUGCAGCAGGUUAAGACGACGUUUAAAUAAAAAACAAAGAAAAACCUUUUUGUCCGAGACGUGUGGACCUGUGGUGACGGAGAUGAUUGAUCCUUCGUCACCCUGAUGUUCGCUUUCAUAAGUAACGAGUUUCGUCUCGGAUUGAUGCAUCAGGGGAAUAAAUCGUUAGCUUCAGGAGGCGGAUUACCCGCAGAUAUUUACCAGGACGUGGACGCUCCGAACAAAGGAAAGGUCAGAGUCGUCAGGCCCGGGUUCUGAAUGUUUGAUACUCUGCCCUUUUAGACGUGUUCAGACCUGAUCAAUCAAACUGGACCUGAACCUCAGAUUGCUCUGAUGUCUGGAUCUCUUAUGUUACAGGUCACCUGCAUUAAAAUAACAUCCUGCAGCUCCUCCUUCCUAAAAUAGUCAAAUGUAGUCGUGAACGUACACACUGUCACAGAUUAACCGUGUCUUCUGUCUUUGCCAGAUUAUUUUCACGCCUGCCAGCUCCUUAAAGACAAACUAAAUUUAAUUUUUCUUCUAUUUCUGAACGUUUCGUCUUCGGUGCAGAGCAGCAGAGCAGCUCUAAAUCAUUGUUGCAUUAACCGAGUGCGUUUAGAGCGAUGAAGGACUCGUACCACGGCUGCAUCUGGACGUCGUAUCACGUUAAAUCAAACCAGCAGAGCUCAUAAGCGAUGUAAGAAGAACUCAACCAUACAUUCCUGUCACAUGGUUCAAACGCAGCAUGAAAUAAUAAGUUUGCCGAGUCUCCUGAGGCGUCAUCAAACUUCAAACUGUGUUAAUAAAAGUGGAGGGUCUAUUUCCGUCCUCCCUUACAUCAGACCCUGCCUCAUUUUGACCUUUAUUCUCGCCAUCAGUGAGUAAUCUCCAGACUGCAGCCUGAUACAGGCCCACUGCGAGCGAACGCUGCUGCAUUGUGCUCUGAAACCAAUCCAGUAAGAGCAGAUUGAGUAAAGACUACAGAACAUUUUAACAUUCUUGGCCGGGAAGAAUCAAUCUGCAGCAGCCCGCUGGGAAAAACGCUUAGCUCCACAUUUCUCCUCGUAUCUUUAUUCCUGCUUACAAACCGGAAGGAGAUGACAAAGCACCUGGAGCUGCGUUUAUACGAAACAGACAAGAGUCUUCCUGUCAGUGUACAGAGGUUGUUGUUCAUUGGACUGAAAAUGAAGAAAUGGUUUCAGAGUUCUGGUUUCUUGAGUUCGCCUCAGUCAGACGCAGCAGCAGCAGCAGCAGCAGCAGGGAUGGCGGUGGCGGCGGCGGCGGCGGCGCAGAGACCCUGUCGAUGCUGCCGCUGCUGCUGCUCUCAUGAAGGCUUUGUUCCCUCGGAGUCGCUCCAGAUCAGAUUGAUUACUCUUGGCAUGAACAAUUCAUUUGACUUCAUCGUCCUCCCACUCUGCUUGUGUGCAUAUUCUGAGCGUGCUCAUGGGUGUGAGUUGUAAGAGCGAGUGUGUUGGCACUUGUUCCUGCGUAGUACAUGCCAUGAUACUUUUAUUGACCCGUGUCCUUAUUAACCUGUUGUGUGUCGGCGCUGUUUCUCAUGUGUGUAACUCUGUAGGCCUGGAUUAACACACAGUGAUACUGAAGUAUUUCCUGUUUACUAUUGUGUGUCCAUACUGUGUCGUCUCCGUGCUUGGUUACUUGUUUGCCUGCGUGUGUGUUUGUUUGUUUGAGUACGGCUGUGUGUCUGUUUGUGUCUGUGUGUGUGUGUCUGUGUGUGUGUGUGAAUGUGUUUACUUGUGUGUUCCUCUCGCGUUUGUGCUCAUGCAGGGAAGUAACGUGAUGGAGGACCAGGAUCUCAGAGACAUGGGGAUCACUGACCCGGGACACAGGAAGAAAAUCCUUCAUGCGGCACGCAGCUUGCCCAAGGUACUUAACAUCAUAACUUAACCUCAGCACGGCGGUGAGGCGGUGACUGACGGCGUCUCAGGAGGAGGAGGUCAAAAUACCAGGAUGUUUAUCAAAAUAAUGACAAGGGAGAUAAACGGCUGAGGAAGACAGACUUUUGUUAACGUGGGAGAAAGUGAAUCAUGAAACAUCCACUUAAAGUGUUAAUUAUCUUAACAAAGAGUAUGAAGUUAAGUAUGAAUUAUCUACCUUUUCCAUGUUAAUGAGACAAAAAUAAAUCACUGCUAAUAAGAACUUAGACAAAAACAUGUGAGCAGUCGACCAUUGGGCGUUCAAACUAUAUUACUCUCAAUAAUAUUCUAACUCUAUGAGACUCUCUAUGAUAUUCAAGCUCUAUAUUACUCUCUUUGACUCUAUGAAAUUCAAACUCUAUGAUAUUCUAACUCUAUAUUACUCUCUGUGACUCUAUGAUAUUCUGACUCUAUGAUAUUCUAACUCUAUAUUUAUCUCUAUGUUAUUCUAACUCUAUAUUACUCUCUGUGACUCUAUGAUAUUCUACCUCUAUGAUAUUCUACCUCUAUGAUACUCCUCCAUGGUGGUUCACAUUCAUUCAUUCAUACAGACUGAAUGGUUGAGGGGCUCUCUGUUAACUCUGUCACCUCUCUGUUUUAAUCCCCGUGGAUAUGAAGUCUCACUCCCUCGAUGCGUCUGUCUCUGAUGGUCAUUUUUCUUCUUGAUGCGUGUGAACGACAAACUCAGGAGUAAUUACUAAGUGUCAUCAGUGUGAUGUAAGGCUGUUUUUGCCUCUGUCGAAGGUACAGUGUGUAACUCUUAAGGACAAAAAGCAUCUAUGAUAAAUGAUGAGUAUAACUUUAAGAAGAACUUUAUUUAUCCUCGAAGGGAAAGUCAGUGUCCAUCAGUUCAAGUUCUUAUAUGACAAACACCACUGUGGCUGUACUAACAGGAGGGGUGAGAAGGGAGCGUUUUUAUCCAGAAGAGUUUGUUUCCCUAAAGUCAAAUAUCUAAGAUAGUCUAAAGGUUCCUCAUUAGUGUGAUUAAUUACAGUUCGUAUAUCGACUCUCGUGAACGGUCUCUGGUUUUAUUUUCUAGAUUGUUGUAAAUUUAUCUCAUUUUGACAAGAUAACGAGAUCUGUUAUCUAGAGACAGAUAAAUUAAUCUGUUAUCAUGGUAAAAAAAAAAAACAGCUUUUCUAUCCUGAGAUAAUGAGAAAGACGAUUCACAUGAGAUUAACUUGUCGUCCCAGGAAAACUCGUGUUGUUGUUUCAAGAUAACAGUGUGAUGAAAUCUCAGGAGAAUAAGCUUAAAUUUCCUGUUUCUCUCAGGAGAAGAAAGUGAAUUAAAUGUUUGGAUGUCUGUCUGCUCCGGAGAAGUGAAAAGAUCAAAUAAAUGAACGAGUUCAUACAGUAAAAAAACAUCUUUUCAGAGGAGUACUCUGGAUUCUCUCCUCUGUUGAAUUACUGUCUUCAGCAGUAAAUAGAACUGUCACAUUGCUUCUUACUUCCACAUGUUGCAUUAUAUUGCAGGCAGCUUUUCUAAAUGAUUCCCUGUCAUGCAGUCCAAUUUAAAAGCAAAAUGCAGUGAAGAGAGAGAGAGUUGUUUGGGACUGGCUUACCCGAGGAUUGUGGUUGAAAAGGAAAGAAUAAAUUAUGAAUGUUCCUCUUACUCUCUUAAAGAUGAAAUUUUCUGUUGCCUGUAAAAUCUGAAUGGUUCAGAGACGAAACUACGGCGGUGCUGGUGUCCGGUACGAGGGGCUGGAGUCAUUCAAAGAGCUAUGACGCUAACAUCAGGAUGCUAACGUACUCGACUGUGUUUUAACAAAGGCUGUUAGAUUAGUGACACUUACCUGAAUCAGAAUCAGGGUUUGUCUUUUAUUUUGUCAAGUAGUUUUACACAUUCAAGGAAUUUAUUUAUAAGAGUUUAAGAUCAUUUACAAAGAGGAAACACAAACACAGGACACUGUCUUUAUGGUCUUUAAUUAUAAACAGCUGAAUGUGAUGAAUAAAAUAAGUUAAAAUGAAAUGUUAGAGAAGUUCGAUUCAGAACCAAACUUUAACCCUCCUCCUGCGUAAAUGUCCACACCGACCCGUUUUUGUUUUUAAACGCUUAAAAACCAAAUAAAUUCGCUUUUUUUCAUCAAUACUUUUUGACUUUGUCAGGAACCUCGAUUUCAACAUAAUAAAAAUGAAAAUAUUAAAUAGACUAAAUUAUAAAAUGCUCUUAUUAAAAUGAUGACACUUGUCGUGUUAGAGUCGCUGUUGACCCGGUUAGAUUAAUAUCUAAUAAUUAGAGUAAAAACUGAAAUCAUAAGUUCACUGACAGUCAGAUCCUCGUCCAAUCAUGUGAGAUUUAGGAAAUUCUCAUUUUUCAUGUUUUUCCUGCACAAAAAAGAACGUUGGACAUGUCCAGACAUGUGAGAUCAGUUCAGUAUAGAUGUCUGUGUGAGGACCACUACAAAAACUAUUAUAAUCAAUGAGAUGAGAACCAAAUUAGAUGAUAGAGAAUUGUUGUUAGUGUAAUUUACAGCUGAUUUAAGACCCGAGUCAAAACCGACCUGUUAACAUGGGGGUUCGUAGUGAAAGCUAACACAGGAGGAAGGUUAAAGUGUUGAUAUGACAUUUUUCCUGUUCGAAGUUCUCCGUUGGUCCUCCUGACGGCCGUCUCUCCCUCCUCUGCAGGUCAAAGCUCUGGGCUGUGACGGCAGCACAUCUCUGGCCUCCUGGCUGGACGGCCUCGGUCUGCAUGAAUAUCUCCCCAACUUCCUCUCAAGCGGCUACCGCACCCUGGAGUGUGUGAAGAACCUGUGGGAGCUGGAGAUCGUCAAUGUAAGGAGCUGUUUCUGUCAUUUGGUCUGUUUUGGGAAACCAGUUUGUUCCAAAGACCCAGAAUGUUCUCAGACCCGUGUUUAGAGACGUUCAGAUCCAGGUGUCACAUAAUGGAGUCCGUAAUCAGAUUUAUGGAUCCUGUUUGAAGUUGAGAAGCACUUUCAGAGCAAUCCUGACAUCGCCCAGCAGAGAAAUGCUCCAUGAUGAAAGCAUUAGCAUGAAAUUACAACAUCACUGAGUCAUAAGUGGAUAUACUUAGUGGAUAAAAUCUAAAUUGAAGAGCAACAUGGUGCCUGACGACAGGAAAACAGACUACCUGUUUCUUUCUUUAUAAAAACCCAAAAAUGUCAUGAUAAUUUUCUCAUUUUAAAGCAACAACGAUAAAGAAACAAACAUGAGAAUCAGACACAGAAAAGCCUGUGAGUGAAUAUUUGUGCAGGUGUGGAUUUCAAAGAUGAUGAAAAGGGAACAAAAAUCUAUAUAUCUGUCUGCUCUCUGUGUUUUUACUGGUUUGGAUCUAUAACGUUGAUCGACUUCCUCUUUUACCUGAAAAUAAUUCAGAUUUAAGAGGCUGACCUGUCUUUGUUUGUGAGCAGACAAGGUUUAUUAUUUUCUAACUUAUUUGACGCUGUUGCUUUUGUCUCUGUGGAUAUAAGUGAUUAUUUUUAUUCACCUUACAGCAGAGAUCAGUCAGUCUGUCAGAGUUUACAUUAUGGGGGAUUAAUUUUUAAGUUCUGUUUUUGGGUCGGUACUCGGGUCAGCUGUGGAGAGACAGGAAACACGGUGAGUCCAGACUUGCAGCAAAUAGCCAUGGUCAGGAGUUGAACCAGCAACCAGAGCUACGGUGAUAACAGCCUCUACAAACCCUUAAAGAAACAAUAGGACUGUAGAUCAUCAGGACAGUGUUUGAUGGUGAAGGAUAUUCAUGAUCGACAAAUCCAGAGAGAUCCUAGUAUCGGCGAUGGUCGUCCUGACGUCAUCCAUCGCAGUUCUGUGCUUUACAAACGUCACGACCGUCACGCCGAGUGAAUCAAUGACAUUGUAAAGCUGUGCGGCUGAGUGUGAAAAUACCAGGCCUCCAUUUUUAAAGUUUUCUGAUGAGAGUUAGGAUGAAGAACUUCAUUAUAUAAGAGAGCAGCAGGUUUUAACUGUGUCUGCACUGCAAAGAUGGUAAAGACAAAUACAGGGUCACUCUGAAAAAAACAACAAGUUUAAAGAAUCAUGUGAUUUAGAAAAGUGUGUUUAAACUCUGACUUCAUGCAGAAUAAAAACAUGUUUUUAGAGAAAAGUGAUGAACUGUUGUGACAGAUCUAGGCUGUAUAGAUUCUACUCUAUAGUUGAAGUUAAUUUAUCUCUAUUUAGAUUAACUUUCACUGUUUUUGAAAAUCUUGUUGGAUUACCACAGGACAGAUGUUUCUUUGACAUUCAUGCAGGAUGUGUCAGACAUUAAUUAUUGAUUCAUGUUGAAGUGACAUAUUGAACAUUGAAGAAGUGAAUAGACUGAUAAGUUGGCUUGAUAAUCUAGCUGUUCUUUUAGAAGAGUGAUCUUUCCCCGACUGUUCGUUUUGUUUACCGUCACAAAAUAUGAUUCAUGUUUGGACUGAGCUAAAAUGUCUUCGACCCGCCUGUACCUGAAGUCUCAUCCAUGUCAACAUUUCAGGUUAAUGUCCAUCGUACUUUGUGCAAGUUGGCAAAAUUGGAUCGUGAUUAAAACCAUGUGAGCAUAAACACACCAUGGAUUAAUGCAGAUUAAUGCAGACACUGUUUUAAAGGAUGUGUGUUGUCAGCAAAUCUAUCCUAAUGUGGAGUGAACGGAGGUGGAUCAUAUAAAUACUCAAUAGCUGGUAUUGUCUGAGGUUAUUAAAGCCUAAUCUCGUUUUCUAGUGAGAUCAGCAGAAACGUUAAUUUGGGGAACAUGCCAGGUCAUUGUUUUAGUGAGGCUGAGGGGGGCGGGGCUUUUAUUUGACAGACAGGACAUGGGGGGGCUUAGGGAGAAGGUCCUUGGGCCAGGACUGAACCCACCUGUCCACUUUGAGGACUCUAACCUCUGUGUGUUGGAGUUACCGCUCUGUUAAACCGUCACAGUUUUUAAGCCUUUAUGAGGGGAUGAGGAAACAAUGCUGCUGAGCGUCUGUACAGUCGUAGACGAUGGGAGUGGAAAGGUCUGGAGCCUCUUAGUUACAGGGAUUUGAAUGUAUCGCAGUGACUUACAUUUCAUAGUGUUCAUCUGCAUUGUAAAGAUUAGACUAUUUGUGCAGGCUGACUCGCAUAAUUCGCCAAACGCCACAUUUCCAACAUGUUAGCGAUGCUUACUGCCUCCUCGCUUGUUAUAAACCGUUAAAGGGCGAAAGUUCAAGACCGGUGUAGCUAAUGGUGUCGACGUUCGCAUUGUUCAUAUCAUGACAGGCUGCGGGCCAAUCCAAACAGAGGCUUUAACAUGGCUGAUAACCAGCGUCUGAGCAGUUCGGAGCGUGUUUACUGGGAUCAUACAUCCCUGACUUAUCGCUGCAUUUCCAUGUGUGUUACGCCUCGAUAAGCACGGAGACAGUGGUGGUUAAAAUGGCAGAAAUCUGAAACAGCUGCAGCAGCAGGAGGGAAACAGCAGCCAAACGUAGAGCUGAAGCACUGAGAGAGGGACGGCGUCCAGCAGACAGAGGGCCGGGCGUGAGAGCGGGCCACAUUACUCUCCGUGUGCAGAACCGCAGAACUGCCUCUGAGCAUCUUGGCAGAACUUCCGCUGCCCAUUUCAUUUUCCUUCAGCCUCUACAGCGUCUUUCAGCACCAACCAUCAACUUGAUCUAUGAGCUGGUUUACAUUCCCAUAUAAUCCCAGGGCUCUUUAUUAGUAUUUAAAUCUCCUCCUAUACCACAGUCUUUGUGUCUCAGCGGGAUUCUGCACAUGAAAAUAGUCCAACCAGCACCAGAAACCCAGCGCACAGACCGCUCGGCUCUUCCUCCUCUGACUCUCACUGAAUAAAUAAUUGAAGCUCUCACACAAAGAAGCAUAUGAGCCUGUUAUAGAAUAUUUUGUCCUCGCGACAUAAUUACAAAUGUAACAUUAAUCACUCUACAUCCACCUUCACUGGAUGAGCAUGAAUGUUAAUAGCCAAUUAUGCAAAUAUACAGUGUUGGGAUAAUGAGCGUGGACUACAUAAAAUUAACCUCGACUACCUCCUCAGAGGGUUUGAGCCACAGAAGCAGAUACGGCGUUUGUCAAAGGUUUAAAGGGACGGAGAUGGCGAGGAUGGAGGUGCGUCAGGUGAAAACCCCUUUAAUUAAAAACAUACUGUAUAUCCAAACUCUGACGGAUGCAAAACACUUUCAGAUUUACACGGUAAUUUGCAUAUUAUGCCUCAUAAAUCCACAAAUGCUGCUCUGUUAUUUCAGCGCUGUGUUAAAGAAUAAAAAAAAGAGGAUUGUGAAUUAUAGAGUGUCCCGGGAAGGAGACAGCGCUGCACUUUAAGCUUACGGCAAAACAGAUUGAGGCUGAAUUAUUGAGGAGAGUCAUUUCUGUUUGCUUGUGGAAGUCUGCCAGAGAGGGGUUCAUGCCACCAACUCUGUGUCCUCCGUGUAUUUUGGAUAGAUCUCUAUUAGCUGGGUCUGCAGCAGAAACAUGUUUAUGUGGCAGUGUCUCUGGGUUUGUCAUCCUUUAACGUCUCCUCCUCCUCCUCACGCUGUCGUCUCCAGGUUAUUAAAGUCGGUCCCUUGGGCCACAGGAAGAGGAUCAUCGCUUCUUUAGCAGAGAGACCGUAUGAAGAGGCCCCAUCCAAGUCCCGCCUGUCUCCAAUCAUGGUAAGGCUGCCCAUCUACUAUUUGAUGCACAUUCUCUAUAAUAGGGUCUCUUUUAUCAGCCGUUCAUUCAUCAUAUUCACAAGAUGGCCAUUUCCUGAACGAGGCGGUCUUAUCGAAGGGAUAGUAUUGAUUUCUGUUUCCUGUAAAUGAAGGGGGUCUGCUGACAGCUGCACAGCUAACUGACCGGGAUAUAUAAAAGGGGAAAAAGCAGAAUAAUGGACUGAAAAUGAGGUGUAAAAAAACGUAUCUCCUGUUAGGUCAGGUGACCUCAAAACUACAUUUAUAUUCAGCGAGGACGCGGCUAACACGAGGAACUCAUACAUCUUCCAUGAAUCGUGUUGGACGAGUAAAGAGGAGAGGAGGAGUCGGGGUGUGCUGUCCUCUCAGAAAUCAAUGUCCUAAUGAGACGAAAAAUGACAAUAUUUGGUUUCCCAUCGAAAAAAAACAGACGUUAUGUGUUUUUUUUAAUUAAAGCUAAAUUAAGACAAAGUUCCUUAUAGGAGCUUUACAUUAAAAAAACACAUAACUUUUGUUUUGUUCAUGAGGAGAGCUAAACACUGUCAAAAAAAACAAAACAUCAAGACAUCGAUUUCUAGAACUCUGUCUCAAUUUUGGCGCCCCCUGUGGACAAAGUCGUCUGUCCUUAUCUCACCCUUUUUGAGUCUUGAUGGUCAUAUCGUAAAAUCGUAAAAACUGAGCCGCCUCCCUGACACUUUUCUUUUGGACAUCAUUAGUAUAAUUUCUUCUUUGUUUAAUGAAUGUCAAAAAAACUCCUAACAGGAGCUUUAAGGAAAAAUAAAAAUCUUAUUUAUUAACACAGAACAGAGUCGGUCAUAAAUACAAUCCUCUGAAAUCAAGAGGAAAAAGUGCUGAGAUCAAAUCGUGGAGGUUUGCCGGGUCGUUUUUGGUUUUGCUGGUGUUGUAGGUUGUUGGUCUUUGACAGCUGGUUCCUGAGUCCUGUCAGAUUCUUCAUUUUCUGCACAUCGGUUUCUGUCUUUACUUAGAUUAGGAUCUUCUGAGGAACAUCUGUCUUUUUGAAGCUGAACACAACCAGGACACACGCCAGGACCUACUGAACACUGGUUUCUCCAAUCUCAUUGAACUCCAGUAUCAUAAAAAUAAAGUGAAUUCUGAUUCUGAACUUCCUCCAGUGAGUGAGUGAGUGAGUGAGUGAGGGAGAAUCUCGUCUAACGAUUAAAAUCUAAAAUCAGUUUUAAGGCCGACGGUGUUUGUUUUGGUCUCCUGCUGCGUUUUUAACUUGCAGCUGCGCUCGCUCAGGAAGUGUGAACGCGGCGUGUGUCCUCCAUGCACAUGCACAGUCGCCUGUCCUGCUAGGCGUAAUCAUACCCAGUUUUGUGAGUGUGGACCACCACCGCGUGUUUUGAUUGUUUCUGAGUGACAAACUCAAUAUUGUCAUUUUUCACAUCUAUAAACCACCAAAUCAGAUAUAAUUUUACAGGAUAAAUAUAUUCAUCACAUCUCCAACAUGAAGCAGAGCCUGUACGCUCGUUCUAGCAGAAAACUCACUGAUUCAUAUUUGACACAAUCACCUGAAAACUGUGGAGGUCUAUUAAAGCUGCAGGACUAGAUUCCCACUCUCCCCCUCUGCUCUGUCAUUACCUCGGUGGUCCCACACUUGGCCUCAUACUUUCAGUCCCACCACCUCCCCAGAAUCCACCUGCAGGCAGCAGCUAAGGGGUUUAAGAUAUUACCUCAUCUCUCCUCAGAUUUCUUCAUGUAAAAUUUAUCUGCGAGGAGUGAUGAACCCCGAAAACAAACAAUAUCCUGCUGCUGCAAUAAACACUUCAGAGCGUCACCACCAUGAAAGUUUCUGACUGAGACGAAGUUAGCCGAGGAGAGGCUCAGCGCUGCUGUAUCGGCUUUUGUCUGAAAUCAUGAAUGGAGUCUUUUACAGAAGAGCAUGAGUCAUGAAGUAGGUUGUGCGACCUUGAAAAAACUUCAAUAUUUUAUCACCUUUUCAGCCGUUCAGAAGUCAGGAAGAGAUCAUCAUGAAAUAAGUCAGAAUCUCCGUGUUUGUAGGACUAGACCAGCACAGUAUGACAUGCUAAUCACUCGUGGUGGGAAUCAACAGUGGCCUCACGAUACGAUAUUAUCACGAUACAAUAUUAUCACGAUACUUGGGCCACAAUACGAUAUAAUCACUAUAUGAUAUUAUCCCACGAUACAAUAUUAUGACGAUACUUCAGCCACAAUACAACAUUAUCACAAUACGAUUUAUAAUGAUACUUGGGCCACAAUACGACAUUAUCACGAUACACUAUUAUCAUGAUACAAUAUUGUCCCAAAAUGAUAUUAUCAUGAUACUUGGGCCACAAUACUAUAUUAUACCAAAAUGAUACUAUGACCAUACUCGGGCCAAGAUACAAUAUUAUCACGAUACUUGGGCCAGGAUAGGAUAUUAUCAGGAUACGAUGUUAUCGCAAUACUUGGGCCAUGAUACAAUAUAAUCACAAUAAGAUAUUAUCAAGAUACUUGGAUCAUGAUACUAUAUUAUCACAGUACUUGUGCCACGAUAUGAUAUUAUCACGAUACGUAGGCCACAAUACGAUAAUAUCAUGACACGAUCUUAUCGCAAUACUUGGGCCAUGAUAUGAUAUCACUUAUAUAUACAUUUGUUGUACUAACUUUUUCCCGCUCUAUCACCUCCGCCAACCUCACUGGACAAACAGUUGGUUUUAUUUUCCUUUUAUCAUAGAUUUGACUUCAUAUUAACAUUUAAUUUGAAAAAUCGAUACUUGGUUAAUGAGACGAUACAAUAUCUUACCGGACAAAAUAUCACGAUACUAUGCUGUAUCGGUUUUUUCUCCCACCCCUAAUAACCACUCAUAUUAGUCUGUCAUAGAGAUGUUGGAGCUCAGAGGUAGAUUGUACAGAAAUAACAAUAAUCAUCAGAGGUCAGAUACUAGGCUGUCGUAAUAUACUGGUGUUCACAGUAACUUUAUUUUUUACUUAUAUUGUGCCAAAAAAAGCACAAAGUAAUGCUUUGAGUUUGGAGAGAUAGAGGGAGAUGCCAAAAAGAGAGAUGGACAGAGGUGAGAUUGAUGAACGUAGUUGAAGCAGCUGGAGAUCAGGCAGGUCUGAGGGACCUCCAGCAUGACGGAGCUCAGGGACUCCCAGAGAAGACUGUGAGUUAGUGACUCUAAUGGGACAUGAUGAUUCAGAGUUAAUGACACAGACAGAGAGAGGUUCGAGGUCACAGAUUUUUUUAGCUGAAAUUUGAGUGCCCAUCUGUUGUUGUCGUUCUCAGUAUUGAGAUCAGUGAUUACUGCCUGUUAUUUUUGUUUUUGAACAACCGUCCAAACAGAGCUGCUUCAGAUAGGAGGUAAACACGGCUUCAUAAGAACCUUUAUUUCCAUGCCAACAUCAUUUUGUGAGAAAAAAGGGAAAAAAGCAAAAAUCAGCGAGCGAUGUCUAAUUUUGGAAAGAGAUUCUUCAAUAUCAUUAUGUUCACAACAGUUAAAUACUCAGGGCUGAUUUCCCAGGCAGAUUAUGGCGGGCUAAAAGAACAGAGAAGAGGCUCUUUGUGGAGGAUUAAGCUUGGAUGUAGAUCAGGGAAAACCGCCAUGUAGACGGCGCUGUCAAAUCAUGAAUCUCCGCUGCUCCUGUUUGUUGAUGUGGACUCCUCUGUGUGUUUCAGUUCCAUGACCUCCUGUCCCAGAACACAUCCCCCCUCAGUCAGAUGGACCCCUACACCAGUCGCUCCAUGGAUAUGCUCCUACCCCUGACAGAGUCGGACCGGAGGCGGAGAGGAAUCGACCAGGACUGUAGCGUUUCUCUGCGUUCAUACUGCGAGCGGCCGCGCUCUGUAGUGAGUCUUUCCUCUUUUAUCUUCUUCUGGGAAAACACCAAAGAACAGACUUUGAGUGAGCGACUGGCUGAAUAAUAGACGAGGAAGAGGAGGAGGAGGAGGCUGCACACGGUCCGAUGUGUCAGGGUGGUUUGUCACAUGCUGUAGGAGUUGUAGUCACAUUUUUGUAGACGCAGUGGGCCGACCCAGACAUCCACAGUCUAAAUCAGACAACGGAGAAAUCAGGAUUUACAGCAAGAUACAAAACAAUGAGAUGUUGUAGAUUUCUCCACCAUCAGCAGGAUUAAAUAGUCUUUAACAUUCUGCAAUUAAAAUAAAUUUCAAGGUAGAAUUUAGGCUUAAACUGAAGGUCUUAAAAAGUGAUGAAAACUUUGAGUAAGGGGUGAGAAGUUUGAACAGGGUUAGUCUAACUCAUGAAUAAAACUAAGAACUGUUCACAUUUUGAGGCUUCAGGAUUGGGUUAAAUCUGAAUUUUUUCAUCAACGAAAUUUGUCACACAGUCCACAGAAAAUUUAACGUAUUACAAGUAUUUUCCAUUUUAAAACUCCAACAUUUCUGUAGCGUUUCUCACAUGAAUCCUUUGACAUUCAGUUGCUAUUAAAGCUGAAGGAGGUAGACACAGCCUCCAUAAUGACCACAGAGUUUAAUCAACACGUCUGAGAGCUGAACAUAAUCACCUCAAUGACAGGAAGAUUUACUGCAGGAUUGUCGUCAAAGACUCUGGUGAGUGAGGGGUAAGAAAACAGAAGAUCAGCCCUCAUGUUGCUGGCUCCAGCUGGAGUGAUCGGACUUUAUCACACGUAUGUUUGACUUUCUCAAAUUUAGCCUGUGAACCUAAAAAUAAGGAGUGUCUGAUAAACAUUAGCUGAUAAAAAAUGUGCACAGAUCAUGAAUAAUGUGUAGAUUUUUUAAUAACUUGAACAUUAUUUGUUUAAAUUUGUCUUAAAUCAUUUAUUUGGAUUCAUAUAAUUUCACAGAAAGUUAAAAUAAGACAGUAUCGCAUUAAUGCACUGUUUUAAAAUUGACAGGGUAGCUCACCUUCUGGCCGUUACCAUUAUCUGUACAGACGAGGAACAAUCUGACAAAACUACUUUAUUAUUUAAUGAUGAAACAAGAAUUUGGACUCAGACAGCUGACUAAUCCAAAGACAAGAAAACACUAAAAACGGUCAAAACUGAGCGGCUUUUUAUUUAACUGGGAACAUGGGGUCUCAUAUUCUCCAGGUAGACAACGUCAUGUUGGUUUGGGAAUGUGGCUAACACCAGCAGAGCUAACACCAGCAGAGCUAACACCAGCAGAGCUAACACUAGCAAAGCUAACACUAGCAGAGCUAACACCAGCAGAGCUAACACUAGCAAAGCUAACACUAGCAGAGCUAACACCAGCAGAGCUAACACUAGCAAAGCUAACACUAGCAGAGCUAACACCAGCAGAGCUAGCACUAGUGGAGCUAACACCAGCAGAGCUAACACUGGCAGAGCUAACACCAGCGGAGCUAACACCAGCGGAGCUAGCACUAGUGGAGCUAACACUAGCAGAGCUAACACCAGCGGAGCUAGCACUAGUGGAGCUAACACUAGCAGAGCUAACACCAGCAGAGCUAGCACUAGUAGAGCUAACACUAGCAGCCUUUGGUCCACAUGCCUGUUCUUAAUACACGUUAUAAAUCAUGUUGGGAUUAUCAAAUGCAGCUUCCUCAUGGGGCGCUCACACCAAGCACAAGUAAAAUCAUCUACUCACUAAAUUCACAUAAAUCUAGAUGCGUGAAUGAAUAGUAUUUACUCGCUUCAUUCUCGUGUCAAAGCCGUUUAUGCUAAUUCUAACGGUAAUCCCUGCCAAUCCAACAGACGGUUGGACGUGAAUAUCCGCUCAAGUUCAGACAUUUUCAGCGCACGCCUAAUUCACGUCAUUUACACCGUCAGAGUAGUAGGAGCGUCUCAUCGCGUCUUUGCAUUGACUUAACAUGUAAUUCAUUCGUGCGAAUGAUUUUACUCGCACUUGGUGUGUGGAGACAGUUAAAGUUUAAAGUUUAUUUACUUCGUUAAAAAUCGGCCAAACUUGCCUCAGAGCUUCUUUAACCCACAAGUAUUUCUGGUUCUGACUAAGCAAAGAUAAUGUCGAUGAAUCCUUUAAACAUCUUUUCACCGAUGUUGUUAAAAUCAACUUCAACUGUAGGAGCCGAACUUAUGAGAGCGGUAAAAAUCCUGACCCUGAGUUCUUCGUAACUUGGCUGGCGGGGGAACUGUGUGAAUUUUAGCAGCACUGACUUCUUCUGUGCUUCCCUGAAUUUCUUGGAUUCCUCCUCCGAAGAAUCCAAACCAAGAAUAACUCAGUGAUCCAAUUUGAACAUUUGCUAAAGGUCAACCUACGACACAUCCACAAACAGUCAAGAUGGCCGGCCUGCUUUCUGACUCACUGAGGCUGAAGUGAAAACACAGCGCAGCGCCCACAGAUCAGGGAAAUGUUGCCCGCCUGCACUCACAGGAUCCAUUAAAUGUAAAAUCAAUAGUCAUCAUUUUCCCCAAAUGCGUAGUGGAUUAUUUCCAAUAGUGUAUUUUACUCUGACAGGUGAUUUAUGAGAGAGCUGAGCGUGGCCCACUUUGACCUAAAGGCCCGAACCUCCGCAUGAAUAUUUAUGAGCAGAUCAUAAAAGACUGGGAUUAAAAUGCUGAGCAUGCAGACUUCAGCUGCUUUUACACUAAUGUGCAACAGUCAGGAGUCUUACCUCACCCCCACCACCACCACCACCAGGACUCAGAAACCAACAUGGAGUCCGUUUGUCGACGGCGUUUCAGUUCUCUUAAAGGUUAAAGUUUGUACACUCAGAGUAUUUCCUCAAGCACAAACAUGGCGGUGGCGUCUCUGACGGCGUCUGUGUUUCUGUCUGUGUUCACUCUUCAGGACAGACACAGCGAACGGCACAAAGACUCUCGAUUAAACCUCCGGCCGCCGAGCCACUCUGCUACCUACGCCACCGUGUCAGCGUGGCAUCACCAGCCUGAGAAACUCAUCCUGGACUCCUGCGGAUACGAGGCGACUGUACGUAGUUUGGAGUGUUUUUUUCUCACCGGUGUUUAUCAUAGAGAGUGGAUUUCUCAUGUUCAUGUCAGUAUUUAUUGAAUUAGGUCAAAGAUGGGACUCAUGGAGCUUGGUUAAUUAUAAAGAAGGGUUAAUGGAGACUCACUGCCUCAUCAGCUCUAGUCCCCGUUUAUUCGUACCUGGUUAUUUUUAACAUUAACCAUCGUUUGCACCCUUCGUUUAGACGCAAACGGAGAAUUCGCCCCUGAAAACGAUGAUUUUUAAAAACUCUGUUUGUACGUAAACAGAGAAAAACAGAGAUUUGGGUAGCUUCCGGCUACACUGCCACCUACAGGUUUGGCAUGAUCUCUACACGGGUUAGUGUAAACGAAAACUUUUCUGAAAACGUCAUGGUGUAAACGCAGUUUCUUUGUAAAUGGAGAGGGUGAAAUGUCCAUUUAUGAAAAUAGCUGGGCACGUGUAAAUAUAGAUUCUUCUUUUUCUUCUUCCAGACAAACAAAAUACCAAACUUGAGUCUGUUUCCUCGUCUUUUUGUUGAGCUAACUCUGUUCCGUGUUGUUUUAUUCGUUUAGUAUCUAGGAUCUAUGAUUAUCAGGGAUCUACGAGGGAUUGAGUCCACACAAGAUGCCUGUGCUAAAAUUAGGGUAAGUGUUGCUGCAAAGCUUAAACUCAUUUUUAUCACUUUGAAGUGAGAGUGCUCCCCCGAUUCUCCGAAUGUAAUAAAUUCAUGGGAAAGAAAAGGGUGAGAGAGGCAAAACUGGAAACCACUCUCCCCAGUCAGCACACGUCUGAGCGCAUGAAUAUUUCUGUUUAUAGUACACCGUCUAUUGUGUGUUGUUUUGCAAUCUCCUGACUGCAGAAAUCAAAAGACUCCAGGAAGGGUCCGGUCGUCAUCCUGUCCAUCACCUAUAGAGGAGUCAAGUUCAUCGAUGCAGCCACCAAGGUAAUGGGAACGGAUGUUUGUGUGCGCAUCGAUCUGUUGAACGUAAACAAUGGCUGCUGACUCUCCUAGCCUCCAUUAGCGGUCGACUUCCAGUUAGCACUCACUCACCCCCCCCCCCUCCACUUCCUCUCUUUACUAGACUAUAGUCGCGGAGCACGAGAUCAGGAACAUCUCGUGUGCCGCUCAGGAUCCUGAUGACCUCUGCACUUUUGCUUAUAUAACCAAGGAUCUCAAGAGCGGACACCACUUCUGUCACGUCUUCAGCACUGUGGAAGUGGUGAGUUACCCAAACUCUCCGAGAAAUAUGAACCAUCAGGCUCCAAACCUGGAAUAUCAGUGAAAACAGUCAGAAAGAUGCAGCCUGUUCUUUUUGUGGAAAAUGGUUUAUACGUUUUUAGGAUGUGUUCAGCAAUGUGCAGUUUAUGUGCAGCUGUGUAGUUUUUUUUUUCUGCUCAUUGAACUCAACACCAAGAUAUAUUUCUAACACCUACGAUCAGACUCAUUGACUUAAUAAUCGUCAAUCUUUUUAUCCACGACUUUGAUCGAACAGAAGAAAAGUCUGAAGAAGUUGUGCUGCUCCACUGAUAUGUUUCAUUAUCUACCCAGCAUGCUUUGCUUUGUGAAUUGAGGUGGUUUUUUGCUUCUUAGAGGGUUAAAUAACACGACGCAGUAAAAUACCCUCUCUGCAUUUAUACUCAUGUGUUGGUUGCAUUAGUGGAGAGGAUGAAGUUUAAAGCUCCUGUAAGGGAAUUUCUGUUUGUGUCGACUUUGGCGCCCCCUGUGGUUAAAAGCAGUAAUUGCGUCCUCUAGAUUCUUAAGUAGUGACGUCUUGGAAAUCAAAUGUAGAAUUUAUGGUGAAUAUUUCAAUAUUUUAUUUUCGUGAAGGUCUGCUCCUGCUAUGCUUGGCAUUUCCAUAUAUAGACUCUGAAUAUGAUGUAAUUUGUGUCUGAGCUUCAGUAAAGGUCAAAGGCAAUCUUUUCUCUUUGGGGGACGAACCACUGCGGAGAGUCGCUUAACUGCAGAGAAACAUUUUCAGAGUCUAACCAGGCCCAAACACAAUUUUCUGCCUUCCUUAUUUUUAUUAAACUCAGCGGCUCCGUGUGCACAACGUGAUGUCAAACCCAGAUAUUCAAGCGGGAGCCAACAGACAAUUACACCAAGUAAUUAUCCUAACAAUGUGAAAAGCUGCCUUUUUGUGAUGCUUAUUGUGAUGUGAUUUUGUAUGAUAAUAGUCGCUCUGAAUCAGAGUCGGAUAUCAUUAAAAUUUAUUCACUUCUGCUUUUGUUAUCACAGACUGACUAAAAGAGCCGACACCAAACAGUCAAGUUUACACGGGCGCUUUUUUAAUGUGAUUAGUGAAUGAAACAGCUGAUCUGUUUACUCCACGUUUAACGUGUUUAACCCCCAAUUUCCACCACAUCCUGAACGACAACGAAAAGGCUGUAUCCUCCAAACGCAGCUGAUCGUAAACAUUCAAGUUAACGUGUCAAUUUACACCGACUUCUUUCCGUUCCUCUGCGGAUCGCCGGACUCCUCAGCUGAUCACAAGAGUUCUAUUUUUUCUGGACGCCGGAGCAUGGCGGAUAAAUUCAGCACAGAUUAACCCGUGCUGGAAAGGAAGUCAGGCACAGACACAAAAUAAAACAUCCGGCUUCUUUUCAAAAUAAAACAUCCGGCUUCUUUUCAAAAUAAAACACCCUGUGUUUUAGGAGGAUCGUAUUUCACACCAUGCAAACGGGCGGAGACGAACAAGUGAAAGGUUUUUAGACGUCAUUUCACCCCGAUGACACCAUGGAUGAGGAGAUGCUGAUUCUAGAAGUCUAGAAGUAGAUUUCCUCCUCUGGAAGGACACAAUCUACUGCUUAUAUGUCUAUGUGUCUGUCUUUAGAGAGACGACUCGUUAUGGUGCGAUUCAAUGUGAAUCUGUGCAUUCUUGUGAGUUCUCGUGAUUCCUGCUGUUCGUAAUCGGCCACAAAAUUCACCUCACAAAGAAAUCCCAUAGGAACUCACGGACGGUGAAAUCACAUAUGUUCCGGAUCAGAGCCGUUCCGAAUGCGGUGGAAAUUCGGGGUUAAGGUUGAUGAGAACUCAGCGUGAAUCUUUCAUCAAACCAAAAUCUAAACUUUCACUUUGACGAAUGUUUUUGUUUCUAUCAUCAAGUCUGUCCUCUCUUCGUCCAACACACUUGUUCUUCUUCUCGUCUUCAGACACAGACCUACGAGAUCAUCCUCACACUGGGACAGGCGUUUGAAGUGGCCUAUCAGAUGGCGAUCCAGUCCAGGGCGAGACAAUACGUCCCGCCUACUUCUCUGACCUCGGAGGUCAUCGAGACCAAAACCAGCCGACCUGUACCGCAGUCCUGGAAUAGUAUGCGGAGAUCAGCAGUGAGUACCACCCUCAUAACCCCGUGAAGUGACCUGUUGAGUGUGUGCGUUCAUGUGUGUUAGCCCCACGUCUCUAAAGGACAGAGGUAAAGUCCAAAAGUCCACCGUCCUCAGAGGACCCCCUCAGAAGCAGACCUGCUGUGUUUGUGUCUGAAAACCAUGAGUCAUUACUUUGAUAAGGGUUUCGUCACGCCCACCCCUCGACUCUGAGUCACUCAAAUCAGCGGAGACUUCUUCUUCUUCUCCUUCUUCUUCUUCUGCGUAUGCGAGACAUGAUGAAUGGGGACUUUUAUUUGUUGUCCGCGGGCAGGUAUCUGAUUUCCUUCGGGAGGUUUCUGUGGGCUCAGCUCCGUCGGUUCGAGCGUCCGCCGCUUCCUCUCUGUUGAUUAAGUGCGUUGCCUAAAUGUCCUCGUACACCCUGAGCCACGCCGUGAUGCAUUGACCUCUCAGGCUGCAUAUAAUGAGCACUCAGUGAUCACUGUCACCUGAGAGAGCUGCCGGGCCGGGAGCACGCUGCACGCCGCUCGACCACAUGCUUCUGCAGAGACACAAAUCACUUUGUUUUACUACCUGCCUGUAAGGAUAAUAUAUGGAGUAAUCACAGAGCUGCAUAAUGAGCCCGGCUGCUUGUUUAAGUUUGAAAAGAGACGGGAGAGAGAGAGAGACUCCUAUCUGCUGCUAUUUGUUUGAAUGUUUGUCUAUUUGUUGACGCCACAGUUAGUUUCUUUAUUUGACUCUCUAAUUCGCCCGAGCUGUGGACGCUUGGACGGCGAGUAAAAUGAUGAAAAAAAGAUUUUGAUGGUUUGCAAACACUUCACAUCCUUUAAUCAGUUAAAACAGUUUAAAAAGACUCUGAAUCAGACGUUUAAAUGAAUUUUAUAAUAAAAUGUCGCUCCACUCGUUCUUGGCUGAUAAAGGAUUUCAGCUGCUCAACAGCUCAGGGUCUCCUUCGUUGUAUUUUUCAUGCCAUGGUGCUCCGUAUCGUUGCUGUGGGUGACAGGUGGACCCCUGCAGGGUGGGCCGGUUUAGCACCUGAACCCCUCGACUGUGACGCCAUGUUAUUGUUGUAUUAUAUGAUGUGGUUUUAACAGUUAGGGCUCUUCAUUCAUGGAGCUUUGUCCACACAGUUUUCCUCUCCACCUCAGUUCCUGGUGUCGGUACCAGAUGUGUUCGGGCGCCCAGAUCGGCGCCUGUUGAUGACGUCACGCUAUAUGAUUGGCUGGAAGUUGAUUGGAUGACGUAGAAGAUUGUGGGUGGUCCAGAUAUUACAGAAGCUGUUUUCAUGACGGUUUUUAUGGGAUUGUAGUUCUUGGACAUAUUUUACAAAAAAAUCUAGUUAUCAAAGUUGACUAACGACAGUCGGACUAUCGCCUCUUUUGGAAAUGUGGAAUAAAAUCAAAACUAUCUAUUGAUAAACGUUUAUGAUCCUGUGUACAUUUUUUUUUCUUUUUCCUGUAGAAAAUAUCAAAUAUAUAUAUAAUCACAUAUACAAUUAAAGACAUCUAAAAAUGACAGUUUAGUCAGUUGUAAUUCUCUGUAUUAUAUGGAGAGAGAAUUCCAACGAACAAACAGAAAUAAAGAAAACCAUGAGGGGCUUUUGACCGAGCACGUUUGACUUAUUAAACGGAGCGCAGUGUAGUUUGUCUGAGUGGACUUGCCGUAGUGUGACAUCUUAAACAGGUUCUGGGCCCGAUCACAUCUGGUACCUUCACUGGUUGUUAGAUCUGGUUCCCUUUUAGCUAACAUUGAUGAACCGGGUUUUAGGUGUGAUUUUGAGCGUGUGCGGUGAGUUCCACUACAGAGUCGUGUCACCUGGGAGCCCAAAGCCGAAUGUUGUGUCCUGUAGACGAUGAAAACCUCAAAUCUUCACAGUCUAACUCUCAGGAACAUUAUUAUCAAAGUUACGCAGUCUCUCACAGAGUAGUGAACCUUUUCGGAGACAUGUCCAAUCCAACAGAUUCAAAGUUUCAGCUCAGGUUGAUGGGUCGUCUUUUCAGUAUUUUUAAUCAAAUUCAGGCUUUAAAAACCAUCAAAAAUUAUGUUUAUAUUAAAGUUGUGUUUCUGUUUAAAUAGAUGAUUAAAUUCCUAAUGGUUGUACACAAACUGAGACACAAUUACAGACUUCCACGUCUGGUCCUCGAGUCUUUUUAGUUCAGUAUUUACUUGUUUUUCUGAUGAUGAAGAUUUGUGACAUUUGGAGGGAGAAAAGAGGUCAAAGGUCAGCACCUCUAGUUUGGUCCUGCCCGGUAUCCCAGCAUGCCUUAAGCAGCAAAUCGGCCGCACACAACUCACAGUAACAGAGCUCAGAUGUUAACGGCACCAGUUCACUGUCAGCGGACACACAAACACACAAACACACAAACACACUCUGAACUGUAACAGGACAUUUUAACUGAGAGAAUUUAUCAUGAAAAGUUAACGCAGUAAUUUAACAUAUUUUUAUAAAUUAAUGGAUUAAAUUAACCCUUUCAGUCCAGCUUUUUUUACAUUUAUUGAAAUAACAGAAGAAGAAAAAAUCAUUAUAUAUUAUUAUAAAAGUUUUCCGAUAUCUCUUUUGUAAUUUGUGACUUUAAAUCCAACAAAAUCAUGUUUUUACCAAACUUAGUUCAACUCUUUACCAGCAAAUCUGAAAGGGGAAAAAAACAGAACCAUUAUUGAUUAUUGUGAUUUUAAUAAGUGGUGCAGUAAAUAAACAUAUUAAAGAGUGCAUGCCACAAUAACACACAGUUUCUACAUAUCACCAGAGUUUACCAAGAAAAACAUCCAAGGAGCCGUUUCUUCAUCACUAAGUUAUGAUCUGAGGUCGGCUGACAGCGGCACAGACCUCCAUCUACAUGAUGAGGGAGAAAACACUGAUUUAAUACAGUGAUCAAUAUUUUACAGCGAUGAUGAUGAAGUUGUGCAGCCGCUCACUGUCAAGAAACUAAAAUGAUCGAAGACUAAAGUCAGUCUUUGUACUUUAAUUAUAAUGAUCAUUAGUGUAAGAUUUAAAGGGAUUUUCCAGCGUAAAAUUAAUGUAGGGUCAAACCCACCGUAACACCGAGUUAGACCCCCCCUCCAGAGAUGAAUGUUGUCGACCGCUUGCUUCUCUAGUUAUACCAACUUUAGUAACGACCGCAGGAUAGUAAUACAGAGAGACACGCCCUCAACCAAAACGCCACUCUAUAGCCACAAAUAAUGUUCAGAACAGCACCUAACUUCAUCAACAGGACAUAUAGGGUCACAGACAUAGUACUAGACACCAAACAUCUUUUUAACUUUGACUCAUUUCUUGAGCAAAGACACUAAACACAACUCACCUACUCUCUUCCAGCAGACGCUUGUUUGUAGCGAGACCUCAGGCCAGUCCAUUACAGACUACAGCGGGGUGCCGCAGCUCAAGGAAGAACAUUUAUGAUCAUUUCUUCAUGGAAAUACAAUCAGACCGAGACGCUAAGACAGAAGAACGACCGCGUCUGAAAAAUGAUUAAUAUGAUGAUUAUUACUUCAAGGAAAUGAUGAAGAAAUGAUCAUAAAUGUUCUUCCUUGAGCUGCGUCACCCCACUGUAGUCUGUAAUGGACUGGCCUGAGGUCUCACUGGGACCCUAUAUGUCCUGUUGAUGAAGUUAGGUGCUGUUCUGAGCAUUAUUUGUGGCUAUAGAGUGGCGUUUUGGUUGGGGGCGUGGCUCUCUGUAUUGCUAUCCUGCGGUCGUUACUAAAGUUGGUAUAACUAGAGAAGGAAGCGGUCGACAACAUUCAUCUCUGGAGGCGGGGUCUAACUCGGUGUUACGGUGUUUGACGCUUACACUGGAAUAUCCCUUUAACAUUUUAUUUGAAUCCCAGUUUCAGAUGACACUCCUCACUCCUCGUCGUUGUGACGGGGAUCAGAAAAUCCUCCUGAACUUCUGAAACUCAUUUUAAAGCAGAGCUGCUGAAGUUCACUUCUGUCUCCCUCACAGUGAGAAACUGUCGCUCCUCAGUUUAUGUGAACCCGUCUUUUUAUAACCUGCAACCAUCUAAAGCUGUUACGUAAUAAUGUGCUUCUUCGCAGUAAGACAGCGUUAGUGAGUAGUAACCUAGUUAGCAGAGCGUGCGACAUUAGCGGCUCGUGUGACUGAGGACAAUAACAAGAGUGAUUUAUGUCUUCAAGGCUAAAAGGAGAUCCUGAACCUCCAUCCUUACACCAGCCUCUGCACACCGCCUCAACAUGUGUACAAAUCCAAAACCUUGACAGACCUGCCGUGCCUAGUUACGGUUGCUAAGCUGUGAUUGGACAGGCGCUCUUUGGGGGAGGGUUGUAGUGAAUGUCAAUUACAGGAGCAGAAUAAGAAGCAGAAUAAUUACCUUGACUAAUGUGCUUUCUUCAGCUGUAGACGGGUGACGACAGCGUCCUCCUCUUCUUCUUCUUCUUCUGCUGUAUUAUCUGUUUGCUAAAUGCUCUGUCCCUCUUUUUCGCUCUCGUUUUUUUUAACAUGUCUUCUUUCUUGUCUUCUUGGUCCUCCUGCUUCCCAGGGUGCCCCUCUGCUCGAAUGCCGCUGCUGUCACUGUCACACGUGUACUACCCACCGCCCUUCCUUCCUCCCGUUGCACUCUGUUAGCCCUGGAGUCCAGGUCCUUCUCUUUCCUUUCCUCUAUUCAACCUGUUAAAUCACCACACAUCGGCUUACACACUUCCCUGUUUUUGUUCUCGAUCGGGUGCCGUAACGCACUUUGUCAUAUUUAUCUUAAUAUUUCAACCAUAAAUCUUCUUCUCAUCCCUUUACUUUCUCAUCCGUCAUCCUCAUCUCACAUUUUAGAGUCGAGUUUAUUCCUGUGGUUCAGAGUAUUAUUCAGGGAGGAGGAGGAGGAGGAGGAGAGGCUUUUCUUUCUUUCUUUCUUUCUUGACGUGAUUUCCUUCCUCUCUCUCUAUAUUUAAGCUUCUCGGAGGACUGUUGGCUUAAUUGUGCCAGUGAGGGUUUUGUAAACAAGAUGGUUGAAGUUGUCUGUCGGAUGGUCUUAAGCUCCGUCUCUCUCUCUCUCUCUCUCUCUCUCUCUCUCCUUCUUUGUGUUACUAUCUCUUUAAUAAGACAUGUUGAGACGAAGUUGUCAUCCAUACGCAGGGAGUUUAAAAAAUUCAGAUGCCUAAAUCUUGAGGGUUUUUCAGGCCAUUUAAAAUUCAUUCCUGGCUUCCAGUAAAUUCAUCAGUAUGUGUGUUUUGACUGCUUAUAUAAUGACGACACACACACACACACACACACACACACUAAUCAGAGUAGUACAUGUUGUUGUUGUUGUUGUUGUUGUUGAGGGUUGUGGCGUUGCCUCCCUGCCGCUCUCCAGUCUUCAGACUGUCAGACCUCAUCCUCCAUGUUGUGGAUUUGAGUCCUGAGUGUGAGUCUGUGAUUAGAUCACGAUCACCGGACUGUACCUCUGAUCCACAUGCACGUGUGUGAGCUGAGGACUUGUCAGUGUGGCGCAAUGGCCUCCACUGCCGCCCGUCUCACGCCCUCCUCCUCUCGUCCCUCCUCCCUCCCUCCCCCCCGGCAGAUCGACCCCCUGGAGAUGGACCCAGACAUGCAGUCCCUGGGCAGCACCACCUGGCUCUUGGACCACCGGGACUCCAACAGGCGCCCCGUCAGCACCAAGUACGAGACCACCAUAUUCUGAGGCGGGACCCCCACAGCCGCCCCUCUGCACCCCCUCGUACUUCCCCCCUGCCCCCCCUGCAUCCGGUUCUUGGUUCCUCUCUCUCACACAGACACACAGACACAUGAAAAACAUGCAAGCCCCGUGCCUUCUCACUGUGAUGGUAUAGCAUCCCUCAGGGCUGCCCACUCCUGCACCCUCCUUUGCCCUGCCCAGUGACCCACACAAACCUCUCCACCCGCCAUAACAAACACUCCUGCGGCUCCCCCCCGUGCCUCCCCGCCACCCCCCCGGCAGCCUCCCUCGCCUGUUGCUGCUACAGCCCGUGCCGGAGCCCCGGAGCCCCGGACCGGACGAUCCUGGACUGAUGUCAUUUUACAGUGGCCCUGCUCUCUCAACCAAACUGCCUCUUCCUCCUCAUCCUCCUCCUCCUGACAACAUGCAUCUGCCUCCAAAUCCCAGAUAGCUCCCAGAGGUUGCAUCUUUAUUAUUCUUUACUUUUUUCAGACCUAUUUUUAACCAAAUCUAUUCUCCGCUGGCAAAACAAGCAUGCUUAUUUUUAUUUGGCUCUGUACUCGACUUUCAGAUUUAAGUCACAGCGAGUUUCAUUUCUUGGAGGGUUGAGUUUAUGUUACGGAGUAAACGAAGAGGUCGCACUGUUGAUGAAAUAUCAAAAUAUAUAUAAAACAGAUUAACUGUUCAGAGGAAAAGUUCAACAUAUUGGGAAAUACACACGUUCACUGACUCAUUUCUGUGUUUUUAGGUUUUAUUUAUUGUUUAUAAUUUGCUCUAUGAUGUAUCUGUGUGUGCAGCUGUCGUAUUAGCCUAUCAUCCAGAUUGAAAAGAAGACAAACAGCCGACCUGGUUAUUAAAAAAAAAACAUUCAGAUCCAUUUAAAAGCAUCUUUCUUACAUCACGGAUCUUGUUAGUUAAACGGGGACACCAUGAGAAACUGGACUUCAUGUCAGACCAGAUCCAAACCAGCCCGACAGCUCAGAGAUGUUCCUGCUUCGUUCCUCGAUUAUGUUUUAAAAUAUUAAUCAGGAAAAAUCGACUGUAAACUAAAAAGACUCCAUGUUUUCAUUUCCUCACCAUAGGGAGACAUUAGUCCUAAAAAAAGACUGCUCUCAUGAGCAGGGGUGUGUCCAGAGGGGCGAGGGAUGGCAUGGGCCCCCCUGGGAUCUGAUUGGCCACCCCUGAAUGGAAAACUAUAAUUAUUUAUUUGCCUUGAUAAAGUUGAGACUUGUGUAAAAUUCAGCUGUUUGGAUGGUGUUGCAGGCAUGUAGUGAUUUCCUUUGCUCUAUGAAAUAUUAUUUUAAACAUUUUAAAAUUGUCUUUGCACUUUAGAUUUGAUAUUUCGGUUUUUCAUUAUUUUAAAAAUUGAGCUUUGAAGCGUCAUGUGUUGUUCUUUAGUCAGUUUUUAGGUACAGAAAAUACACAGGAUUCAGACGGUUGUGUCGUAUUUUAACUGUGAUCGUUAUCGUAGAUUUGACGAGUGGAUCUUUCAGGACGCUUCGGUUCAACAGGACAGAUUCAGACGUGCCUGAGUACAGGAAGUUUAUAAGAGUUUGUUACAUUUUCUGUCAGAGCUGUGAAUCUUGUUUUUUUAUUAUUAAAUAACUGAUUUAAAAAAUAAGGAAAAAAAUAAUCUGGAUUAGCAAAAAUAUUAACUUUUAUAAGUGAAAGUUUGUUUGGAAACACUUGGCUGAUGUGUGUUUUCGUUUAAUAGUUGAAUCAGUGUUUCAUCUGUUUAUAUGACGGAGGCCGGGUUUGUGUCUUAUACUGCAGCCAGCCAGUAGAGGGAGCUCUAAAAAUGAUGGCUUAAACAGUUUUAUUUUAAUGUCCUGUCUACGUUCUCGACAGGAACAUUUUGACUCAGAAAUCUUGAGUUUCUUGAGUUUAGCGGUCCUGCUCUUUUCUUCUCUGUGAGGAUCAGACUGAACAGAUGAAGUCUGUUUGAUCCUUCUACCUUUGAGUAACGCAGAGCUCGCCGUUUCCUUAAUUUCGGUCGCCAAGCUAACGUCGCUGUAGGUGUGUUUCCCAACGAUGUUGAACUUUCUUGAACACUAAAACAGAUCAGACUCUCAGCCUUUGAGCUAAAAGCAUGCUAACUUCAGUUUUUUAACAUCAUCUCUUUACUUUUUAAUUUUCUUAAUUCUUUGAUUGUUUGGUUGUUUUGCCUGAAGAAAGUUAUAUAUUUUUUUCUUUCUCCAUCUUUAGCCUGUCCUGUCUUACCAGGCAUCUACCACUGUGAGGCACUAUGAGGAGGCUGCUUUGCUAGCAUGGGAUGCAAGACGGACAAUUAACCGAUGAAAGAUAAAAAAAACAGCAACAUGCAGCAAAACAACCUGUUAUUUUUCUUUUCUACGCAUUUGUACAGUAGUCAUAUUACAACACGAUGGAUCGGUCACCAAUCCAUCACUGAUGUCUGAACUCAAACGGACCAAGAACUGAACCCUGGUACAAACACACAGGAGGACUACUUCACACGUAAGCGAGGACGACAGCCUUACUUCGUUUCGGGUUAUAAUCUAUAAUCAACUAAAGCCCCCACCUUCCCGAAUAUAUCGCACCCAUCACGACCCGACAACUGCACGCCACCCCCUGCUUCUAGAAGACUUAAAAAAAGACGACACCGCUGAUGUCCGGGUGUUUUUAAAGUGACUGUGACCGGCUGCGAUGGGACGUUGGUUUUAUGAUGGUACAGUUUAGUCCAGAUGAGAGUCUUUGCUCUGGCCUUGUACUGCCCGCCCUGCAGUCUCUCAGCAUUCAUGGUAGCAAUGAGAGACUGCAAACCAAAAAAAAGAGAAAAGAAAUCACAGCAUCUUCUUGUCAAUUUAACAAAAAGAAAAAAGAAAAAAAAAGAAAACACUGUGUUCAAAUACGGCACUAUCCCUUUUAAUACCUUCUUUUCUUUUCUUACGACGGUGCAGAUAGUGCACUUUGUGAUACUUUUUGAUAGACCGGGUCUGACUGAAAAUCUUCAGGGGAGAGUGACUAAAAAAAGGAUCAUGAAGGAUCCUGAUGAUACAACAAGAGGUGAAAAAUGGAGACGAAGCAUACAAAGAAAAAAAACAACAACAUUAAAGGCACAUUUCACGAUUUAGCGAUCAGAACCCUCCACUGCACGAUUUUAUUAACGAUGAGGCUGCAGCACAAUUCGGCGCAUGUUCCCAAACAUACGAUCGUCUUCUCAUGGUUACAUGGGAGGGUAUCCCAGGGUAACAGGUUUUUAAUUCCAGCAGAUUACAGCGAGCCCAAUCCAAGUGUUGCUCUGGUGUCAUGUUAAUACGAAUGGAUUUGUUACGCCGAGAACGUGACACCCUCUUUAUUUCUUUUCUUCUUCUUCGUCUCCCUUCUUCUUUAUUAAAAAAAAAAAAGAUUUCCCUCACUGCACUGUGACUCAAAAAUGCUCGUGGUGGAGUCGACACGAAUCUGUGGGUUCUCCUCUGUGUGCACUACCUGCUGUGCGUGCUGUAUGCCUUGUUCCUUGUCUGUCCUCAUGGGAGUUUGGACUGUUAACAUCACUGUCCGCUCGCUGUCCUUGUGUUUUUUUUUCAUGUGUGCUGCAGGAGAGAGGAGGCAUUGAGCUCCUGUGUGGCUGCAGACUGACUGUUAUAAAAAAAGAUGAUGUAGCUGGUCUGUGUGUGCGGUACCGUGGCCGUGUCUUCGCCACCUUGUUCUGACUGUUCACUGUUAGCUUCCACUGAUGAUGCAUGAUGGCAGUGUUUCUUUGUGUUUUGUCCCCUUUGAUGCACUCGGCCUGAGCAGUCUUUGUUUGUACUGUUGUAGCCGUGUCUCGUCUCUCUCCACUCACCUGCCAUUUCCGCUUCUUCUGUUCCCUCACACACAAAUACCGCGCUCUCAUCCUCAUCCCUCCCUCAUGUCUCCAUUUGCCUUCAUCCCUCCAACAUUUUGUCACGUAUGUUCUUCUUCUUCUUCUUCCAUUUUGUGUGUCACCAAGACAACCUGCUCUAGUAUGGAUGCAUAAUGUAAAAGCAUUACACUUUAAUGAGCAGCAGCUAUUUCCAGCAAGUUUUGGUGGCAUGAUAUGGCUGUGCAUGUACCGGUCUCUUUUUUAACAUUGGUGUUUUCCUUGUGUAGCUCACCCCAGCGUUCAAGUUUCCGGAUACCAAGCUGUGAGUUGAAGGGGAGCAGCCCGCGAUGCGAGUGUGUUUUGCGUGUGUUCAGUUAGUUAGUGGGCAGAGCAGCGGAAGAGAGAGGGAGAGAGAUAGAUAAGAGAGAGAGAGAGAGAGGAAAUGAGAGGUAAGCCUUAUGCAACGUGCAGGGCCAAAGCAGAGCUACUCUGACAUUUUAGAUCUCACUCUGUAAACCCCACCCCCACUCCCACUCCCACCCUGAUACGACUCCCAACACACAGACCAACAGUUCACCUGGAUAAACAGGACCUGUGUAUCACUCCUGAGAGCGGUCCAGACUAUUUCCUGGCCUCUGAGUGACUUUCUGAUCCUGUCAUGUAGGUACUGUAAUGUUUAGAGCACUGUAGACCAUUUAUGAUAUAGACCAUUACUGAGCAUUUCUAUUGAUUCAGGUCUAUUGGAGAGAGGAGCUGGAGGUUAUUUAGGGUCAUGAGAUGUAGAGAAAAUAGAAAAAGAAGAGAAACUGUACCAGCAUACAACGCUCUGCCCGUGUUUGUGGACAGAGUACGGUUUGUCAAAGAAAAUGUGAUACUGUUUCAAAUUUCAAAGCAAUAUUAUAUUAAUGAAAUUAAAUACUACAAUGACAAAAGAACCCCUCUCAAGUCUGUUGUCGGCAUUGAUUUUGUUUUAUAUGAUCGAAUAGAAAGAAAAACAGACGGUUUGAAUGUAAAGUGACAAAUUUAACAGCAGAGUAAUUACUGUACAAUUACACCAUCAGUGGUUCCCCUGCCAUGGAGAUUAGUGGGUGGUGCAACUUCUAAUCUCAACAAACGCCCCAGUUAGUGAUUAUGGUGUUAUAUUAAAUUCAAGUCACAGAGCUAAACAUCCCAUUUUCUGGAGCGCCUGCUGAUCACAAUCCCAUAAAACUCCUCUGUCAUCUCGAUGUUAAACACGCCGUUUGUUUUCGUGAUUAAAAACAGAUUUACAGUUCAGACUCGCUCCUGUCAAAGACGUUUUAGUCAAAUAUCCUCAAAAACACAGUUAUAAGUUCAUAAAAAGGAUAAAGACGUGUUUUUUUUUAUAAUUGCUGCCCCAGAAUCAACAGCUGUGUCCCAGUUCAGGAGCUGCAUCCUUCCAAGGCAGAACGGCGAGGGCUGUCCCACUUUGAAGGCUGAUCCAAUUCGUCCUACUUUUCUGGUCAAACAAGAUGGCCGACUAUCAAACAGUUCCCUCUACAUAACAAACUGAGAAAGACUCUUAAGGUCCUCACACACCGGGAACGACGCAAAUAUACAACGCUAAAUUACGAAAUAUUCAGAGGCGAAUUUUGACGCGCCUGACUAAACACAUCGAGCGCGAUGCGAUUUUACGACUUUCUGGGGGAAAAAGACGCGUCCCGGGUGGAAGUGAGAAGACUGAGCCAACAGCAGACUGAGUGUUUCUCAGUUCUGAUCAGACUCUAGUGUUGAGAUGUCUGUCUGUCAUGAUAGCAUGUACUGAGUCGGGUCAGAACCAGAUAAACACAUUAAACUAUAAUCCAUAAACGUGAGGGAACAACCGAGACCUGAUGGAGCUGAGACUGAGUUUACAGUGAAAAUACAGAUGGUCUGUUGUAUCUGAACAGGUUAGCUUACGAGCUAAAGUUACUUAGCACAGUAAAUCAGUAAAUCACUCUGUUCUCCGACACGUAAACAAUCAGCCGGUCGGCCAUGUUGGAUAUACCGCUGAAUCUGACGUCGCAACAACACGAAAUCUGAUUGGUCAGAAGUGGACACACAGUAUGAGAAACUUUAGAAAAUUUGACCGUGAUCCGAAAAAAUAAAUGCCGCAAUAUCGCAGGACGGGAAAACGUCGCUGAUGUGAACGCUUGUAUUGACAGGAUACGGGUUCAAAAGAAAUAUUGACGUCCAAAAUAAUUGCACGAAAAAAAAAAACGCUCUCGGUGUGAAAGGACCUUUAUUUUGAAAAUAUCUUUGUGAUGAUGAUUGUUUCAUGAAUCUAUGUUCGUUAGCCAGCUAGCUAGGCCCUGUAGGGCGCUUUGUGAGGCCUUUGAAAUGACGAGGUCGACCACGGACACAAACGGAGAACCCCCCACGGAUCAGACCGUCUCCAUAGAGUCCAGUCUGCAUGAAGUACAAGACCGGGUCCUUUAAAGACAACAGCCUCUGAACAAGAACGUCUCUAAUUUAGGUUUGAGUCUCAUUCACCGACCAAUCAGAGGACCAGAAAUCCUCUCAGAACAGGAUACAGGAACUAAAACACAGUAACACUGGAUAACAUCUGAACUUCCUUCACGCUCAAACAGAAACCCUCCUGAAUAAACGGCCGAGUGUCAAACUCCACAGAGAGGACUCGUGGUGAUCGGGGUGUCAGGGGUCUUCAGUUUGACUCCGUUUGACCAAAGCAGAGGGCAGAGAGAGAGGAGAGGGGGGCGUGUCCGAACAGAUCAGGAUCUGGAGCGUUUUUAGGGUCGAUCAAACUGUGAAAAACUCUCGGGGCUUUUUCUCCUGCAGGACCGUCAGUGAUUAGAGAGUUUGAGUCAGAUCCUUAUUGACACGAGCAGGAAGGAGGAGCCAUGAGGGUUUACACAAGUGUUUAAGGUCGAGUCGGUUUAAUAAUGACCGUUAAAUAUGAGCCUGUUUACCGACCAUCACAGCUCCACUUCCUCCACAGUAUUGAAUCAUUUGUUGUCCUUGAAUUUUCUCUCGUUCUCGUUUUAAUAAUCAGGAACAGACUCGCGUGUUUGUCGGACCUGGAAUUCAUCAAUUUAACAAAAAUACUGCAGUUUAGUCUGAGGAUCAUAAAUCAACGCCGGAGUUUUCUGGGGAACUUUCUAAAGAAUAAAAGAGAUAAAUGUGGGAGGAUGUUGGUGAAAUAAUAACGGAGGAGAGCGUUUCUGAGACGAUGUUUAACUCUGUGACUCCUGCAGCUCCGUUCACCCGUUCAGCUCAGAGAAGUGAUCGAACCCAAACCACUGAGUCUGUCUCAAACAUACCGUUAGUUCUUCAUGAUGGAGUCAAACCUUCUCCUCCUCCUCAGCUUUCUGCAUGAUGUAGUGUUUCAUAUUCUCGCUGUAAAGGAAGUUGGAUGUGCUGAAAAUGUUAAAUUUGACCUCACAGCUUUUCAUCCCUCCAUAUUUAUUAUCUCCGUCCGCCGUCUGCAUCUUUGACCUGUGAUGUGCCGUUUUCUCCAGGUUGUAUGACGUCAGUUUCGCUCCUUGUGUUGAAGUUUAACUUUAUAAAAUGAUUAUGACCACAUCCACUACAUCCUGCAGACUAAGCUUUGAGGCGCUCUGCUUCUGUGAUCCACCUGGCCUGCUGUCUUGUGCUUCAAAACUUCGAGGAGCUGAACGGUGACUGCUUGCUUUUUUUUUCUUUCUCAUUCGCUUCGUCUUUAAUUGUUGGAUGUUGAGCGCAUCACCCUCCACUGCAGGGGCGACCCUGAUGAUACUUUGGUUUAGAAUCAAAAGUGUAAAAAACCAGAAGAAUUCAGACACAUAUCUUUGGUAAACUCGACACAAUCACCUCUGAUAAAACUCGAUAAUGAGAGAAAACAACUACAAACACUAUUUACAGCCUGUCAGCACAAUCUUUGGUGUUCUGUGUGUUUUUUUCCUGAGUGUGUUUUAAAACCGUCAAACACUUUUUUCCAGGAAACUCAGAGACAUGAUAAAAACCCGUCAUCUGUCCGAGUUUUCUCAUGAACACCAUCUGAACUCUUCCUCUUCCACGUAUAAAAUGAUUCCUCCUUUGUUUCGUUCAGACUGUCGGGUUUUUUUCCUCUAAAAUGCUCGAGAUGCAUUAAUUCGAUUCUGACUCAGCAUCUGCCUCCUGGGCUCAUUUACAUUUUUGUUGAAUAACUGAAAAAAUAUAAUAAGAUGCUGCUUUUUUCUGCAGACUAUCAAUGUUUUUCUCCCACUCGCUCUAUUUACACUGUGUAGCUUCUGUUCGCUCCAAAUCUUCGCCUAAUGGCAGCUUAUGUCGACUUCCUGGGCGGUCGCCCGGGUUACCCUCAGUCUAGCGCGAGUCCUCUGCGUUCUCGGCCUCUCCUGGCGGGAACAGCAGUUUCCUGAGGACGGGGGCGUAGAAGGGACCAAAGACGGUCCGGUUGAAGUGGACGAUUCGCCCAAAGGCCGUCCCCAGCUCGGCGAGCUCAGCACUUACCAGCCUGAGGGGGGCGGGCAGCUCUGGACUCCUUUUAGCGGGGCCGCCCUGCAGCAUGGCCUGGAGGAAGCCCUGUACCCUCUCUCCUGUUUGAUCGAGAGGAGGAGCAGGAGGAGGAGGAGGAGGAGGAGGAGAGAGAGAUGCAAAGAGGGAUGAGGGGGAGGAUGAAGAAAAGGAGAGAAAGUAAGAAGUCAGCUCUCUGCUGCAGCAGCAGGAUAACAACUUCAGUCACAUGAUUAUAGGACAGACUGCAACAGCUGACUGAGACUUCAGUGUUUACAAAUGAACUCAAAUAUACAAACAUGACAAAACUAAAGAUACACAACCGUAAAGAUCGAAGAGUCUUACAUCAGAGAAAACACAGACCUUUAAAGAAGUUUAAGAUACAAACAUGUUUGAACAUCUUUAGGCUAAAACAUCCAGGAUCAGCGUAUCUGGAGCGUAACGACAGCGGCGUCUCGUAUCAAACAGGUUUUUAUUCUAAUCAAAGCAGCAGAACAGGACGAGUAUCAGCUCCGUCGCAGCGUCGUAUGAGAGCAGCUCUGCUAAAGAUACGCGGCGAGUCGAUUUUUACAGAGAAGAUCGUUUUAGACAGGAAGUCAAGCAGGAAAACCGCGCAUGUCAUCCGGUAUUUCAAAAUAAAACCCC